Messenger RNA from Diabrotica virgifera virgifera (western corn rootworm), 60682 nucleotides. RefSeq names its product muscle-specific protein 300 kDa (gene Msp300). Lineage: Eukaryota; Metazoa; Arthropoda; Insecta; Coleoptera; Chrysomelidae. Gene Ontology annotation, molecular function: actin filament binding. Gene Ontology annotation, cellular component: meiotic nuclear membrane microtubule tethering complex; nuclear outer membrane; cytoplasm. Gene Ontology annotation, biological process: nuclear migration. The transcript has 41 exons. The coding region runs from base 80 to 59746 and encodes 19888 amino acids. The record is from RefSeq and is a predicted model, not a curated record.
CCACGCGACACGAAUCACGUUCUAAUCGACAUGAGAAAACCGGUAAACGUCAUUUUUUUCGAAAAAGUGCAAUGACAGCAUGAGCCAGCCGACGAAGGAUCCUGGGGACGGCGCCAAAAGGCGCCCGGACAGCCCCAAGGGGCGCCCCGACAGUCCCCAGAGCCCCGCCAGCAAAAAACUAAGGGAGAGGGUUAGUUUUUUCGAAAAGGUGUGGACGGGGUCGAAAUCUGGAGCUCUGGGGGACGAUGGUGGUGUUGACGUGGAGGAUCUGGAGAGAAGACUGAUGGAGGAGAGGAGUAGAAACGUUGUGGAUACGCAUUUGGAGCAGGUUACUUUAAGGCAUACGGGAUCUCCGAGACAUGUGGUGCAGAUGAAGGAGAUUGGACCAGACGGAACUUACAAGGAAACCUACACGUCUACAUCACGCGAAGGAGACUUCACCAGUGGCACAAAAUCCGUAAAAUUCGAAAAAGUAACCGUCAAGAAAACCAUCAGACAUCUCACCUCGAGCACCUCGUCAACAUCCAUCCGACAAGUGACUUCCAGCCGAACCCCCUCGGAGGAAAACUUGGACUCCGCCUAUUUGACGCAAAGCAACGGUAACUUGGGUUCGCUGAGCAGUGGCAGCACGGGACGGUUUCCCUCCGAGGAGAGUCUGAAGAGUCCUCGAAAGGUCGAAACGUCGAAGGACGAAUGGGACGGGGAUAGUAGUAGUUCGAAAGUGACUAGUAGUAGUUCGGAGUGGUAUUCCGAUUAUAGGACUCAUACUUUUCAUCAGAGUGAGGCCAGCAGGUUUGAAUUUAUCAGGAGUAAAUCACAAUAUGAUGAACACAUACAGCAUAUAAAAGAUGAACAAGAACGAGUGCAGAAGAAAACUUUCGUGAAUUGGAUUAACUCUUAUCUAUCUAAGCGAGUUCCACCGCUAAGGAUAGAAGAUUUAAUCGAAGAUUUAAAAGAUGGUACCAAACUUCUCGCACUCCUAGAAGUAUUAUCUGGGGAAAGACUGCCUGUGGAGAGAGGCAGAAUCCUCAGAAGACCACAUUUCCUGAGCAAUGCCAACACUGCCCUUCAAUUUUUGGCAUCUAAGAGAAUCAAGCUAGUCAAUAUAAAUGCCAGUGAUUUGGUGGAUGGGAGACCACCUGUCGUAUUAGGACUGAUCUGGACCAUCAUUUUGUACUUCCAGAUCGAAGAAAACCGAAGGCAACUCGAAUAUUUAACUCAAUGGGGAAGUACCAGUAGUUUGGAGAGCGCUGGCACCACCUCAUCAAAAGACAAAUGGAAACAAGGAGCGAGAAAGACUCUGUUGAAUUGGGUAUCCAACGCGCUACCCUCUGAUUCCGGCAUCGUCGUCAAAGACUUCGGAGCCAGCUGGAGAGACGGCAUAGCCUUCUUGGCUAUCAUCGACGCUAUUAAGAAAAAUUUGAUUAACAUCGCCGACAUGAAGAAAGCCAGCAACAGAGCCAGACUAGAAACUGCUUUCGACGUAGCAGAAAACGAACUAGGAAUUUCGAAAUUACUAGACCCAGAAGACGUAGACGUACCCAAACCAGACGAAAAAUCUAUCAUGACCUAUGUUGCACAAUUCUUGCACAAGUACCCCGAACCGAAAAGCACCGGACCAGACGCCAUAGCAGCUAUCCAGAUAGAGUACAACGACCUCUUGACGUGGCUGCAGCAGAAAACGCAGACUUUGGAUAAUUUAGAAAAAACCAAUUCUCUUCCUUUGGACUAUAGAGAGUACGCAGAGUUUAAGUCAUUAGUGGAUGAGAAGGAGAAGUUGUAUAAGAAGUUGAAGCUGUUGAUAGAGUCCCAGAGCUCAAUUUCGAUAGCGAAAGAAAGUUGGCAUGAGGUUGUACAAUUAUGGGAGACCUUGCAGCAGCAACUUUUGAGGUGGUUAUGGCUUUUGGACUCCAAGCUUCCAGGUGACUUCAAGUUCAUUGGGGAAUGGUUAGCCAAAGCAGAAAAAUUAAUAUACUGUGACACCAUCCCAACCGUCAUGAACGAAGAAACCGCCAUGAUCAUAAGUAGAAAACUAGAAGAACAUAAAGCCUUUUUCGCCGAUUUACCUACUAUUAAAGAGACUUUCAACAGGGCCUGUCAAAGUCCCUUAGUUAGAGAAGUGCCUUCUGAACAGUUAGAGAAUAUGACUGUUAGACUGAAUGAAAUUGGACCUAAAGCGGCUCAACGUAGAGUCAAGCUGAAGUUCCUGGAACACAAGUGUUGCCUUAUUGCAUUUUUGCAACUUACCGAAACAAAACUGAAAGUAUGGACUUCCAAAUAUGGACGAGUGGACGAAGUGACGCAAUUACUGGACCAAUAUCGUAAUUUUGUGACGAAGAGUCACAUAUUUGUAGAAUUUCAGAAAGCCUUUAUUGAUAUGCAAGCUGUAAAUGAAGAAUACAAACGAGAUGGAAAUAUAGACAAAAAAGAAAUCGCCGAAAUAGACACAUUCAUGCGAGACAUCUCCGAGCGAUGGAAGAACGUUUCCAUGGAGCUCAGAUGCGUCCAGAGCAUGCUGGAAGAAGUUGUCGCCUAUUGGAGACGUUGGGACACCCUAUCUGAAGAAUUCGACAGAUGGCUUGCUACUGCCGAAAAAGCUCUAAACCUACCCGAAGAAGAACAAAUGGAAUUUUUCCAAAACAUCAGUUUGUGGCGAGAUAACUAUCAGCUGUUAGGAGAUACUGUGAGUUUCCUUAUAGCGACGUGCCAAGACAAGAUAGCUGUUGAGCUUAAAGACCGGUUUCAAGUCAUGUCGGAACGCUGGGACAAGAUUUAUCCCCAGGUGAACAAAUACAGUCAUGCUGGUGAUAUAUUAAGAAACCGCAAAGACUUCCGAUCUGGGUUAGAAGCUUUAUCUAGCUGGUUAAGAAAAGCAGAGAAUGUACUAAAUACUCCUUCUUUAGGAUCCAUGGAAAGGAUCAGGGAGCACACUCAGAACUUGCAGCGUCUACAAGGUGAAGUAGAAGAGAUCGAAAACUUAUUCAAAAACAUCAGCAAAGCUUUCCAAAGUCUUAUUCAAGAUUUAUCUAGAGAUGAAGUUGAAAAGAUGAUGAAUACUUUGAAACAAGAAAAAGAGGCACUUGUUAAAGUAAGAGCUUUGAUUCCUGCUCAAAUACACCUAUUCAAUCAACUAUUGAUCCAACAAGAGUCUUUAGAAGCAGGCCAAAAAGAGAUUAAUAAAUGGUUAGACGACGCUGAAAACGUUUUAAGUAGUCUAACAUUAGAUGCAGACAGAGAACAACUUAAAGAACAAGUAGAAAAAGUGAAGCACUUCUUCACUAGAACGUUAUACUACAAAUCCAUGCUAGAUAGUAAGAACAAAGUGAUGAACAACAUUAUUAAAUCAGUAGACCAAGCAAACAACCCAGAUGUUGCUAACAUGACAGCUCAAAUGGAUCAAUUGAACGACAGAUUCGAGUACGUGACUCAAAGUUCUCAAGUAUGGGAACAGAAAUUACAUGAGGCUAUAAGAUGUUGGCAUAACUUUUCAGAAUGCGAACGAGUUAUCUCCAGCUGGUUGAACCAAGCCGAGAAGCUAACAUUAGAGAAGAGAAUUGACAGCAAAGAAACUGUCGAGCAGCACAAGAACUUCUUCCAAUCGGUGAAUGAGAGGUGGAUCCACGACUUGAUUCAAAGUGCUCAAGAUCUAUGUAACUGUCUUCCCAAAGAACAACAUGCUCCUAUUUUGUCUUCGGUAGACUAUUUACAGAAUAAAUGGAAAGAGGUGCUUUCAUUCGCUCCACUUCACUUGAUGAAGCUCGAAUUCAGAUUGGAUGAAACAACUUUCAACUACUACAUUAAAGAAAUUGAAAAGGAAAUCACCAACCAAAAGAUAUCAUUCAGUCGCCAAGAAAAUGUAGAAUCCAUCAUAAGACGAAACAAAGAAUUCUUCUCUUCCAAAGGUCCUCUAGCUGAAACUCAAAAGAGUCUAGAACACCUUAUCAAAAUCUCCAAUAUAUACACUGCAAAUUAUCCUAAAGACCAAACCCUAAAACAAUCUGUCGAAAAAGCUGAACAGUCUUGGCACAAUGUUAAUAUCAAGAUUGAAAAUUUGAAACAACAGUUGGACCAAGUUCCUGAAAGAUGGCAGGCCUAUCACACUAAAUUCGAAGAAAUGUCCAAGUGGAUGGAUGGUGUUGAUGACACUUUGAAGAAUAUUCUAAACGAUGUCAAUUCCAUGGAAGAAUUCGAGAGAGAAAAAGCUAUAUUUCAGAAUGUAUGCAAAGAAGCAGAUUCGAAACGCGAAGACAUGAAAUGGCUAGUCCAAACUCUAGAUUCCCUAACAUCUCACUGCCCUGAAGACCAAGCAUUGUCGGAGCAGAAACAGUUAGAAGCCCUAAUCAUCCGGUAUAAGAACCUGAUCCCUACUCUCGAAAUCACUAUGGUGAAAACAGAUACUCUUUCAAAAUGCUACACCUACAGAAGAGAAGUCAAAGAGAUUUGCCAAUUGUUGACGCAGGUGCGCGAACAAUCUAGAGUGCAAAGACAACCAGAAUCUUUGGAAGUCGUUAAGCAGAACAUCAAAAAACAAGAAAUGGCUAUUUCUCACUUGGACCAACAAAGGCCUACGGUAAUGUCGUUACUGCAAAGAGGAAAGGAGCUUACUAGAGACGAACAUGCGCCCAACUUUAUGCAACAAGAAGUUAAAACACUUGAAACUGGUUGGACUACUACCUACGACGAAACUGUAGAUACUCUACAUAAAUUAAUAGACACUCAUCACGUUUGGACGAAUUACACUGAGCAAAAACAAGAAAUUACAGAUCUUCUGCAAAAGGCACAGACAGAUCUGCAACGUAUUACUCCACAACAAUAUGGUGCUGUUCCUACAGAGUUAGCCAAAAAACAAGAGAUCAUUACAAACUUGAGAGAUGCUCAGGAAGAUAUGAUGGCUAAACUUACCUACUUAAGCGAAAAUCUUAGUAAACAGGUGCCAGAUCAGAAACCAAAAUUGGACACAGAAAUUAAACAGAUAGAGCAAAAUCUGAAUGACACUUUAACCACUGUUAAAGAAAAUGUGACUUUGUUGGAACAAUAUAACACCAAAAUGAACACAAUUUCACAUCAGUUGAACAAUGUUCAAAGUUGGACUGUCCACGAAGCUCCCCAACUACUAACUUCCAUAGAUGUAUAUGCAAUAACCCCAAAGGACAGGGUAGAGAAGAUAGAAAUGCUUCAAAAAGAAGUCGAAUCCAAAAAGAAAGUACUACAUGAACUGAAUGAACAAGCGCACCAAAUAUUGGUUGAAGAUACUCCUGAAGCUAGAAAACUGAAAGGACAUAUAGCACAGAUUCAAGAAAGGGUUGAUGUAUUAAACCAAAAUAUCCAAAGUCAGUCCGCAAUCGUGUCUGAUGAUUUCCAAAAUUGGGAAGCCUAUCAGGCUAGCUUACAAGAUAUAACUCCCUGGAUCGAGGAUUCCGAAGUUAAACUACAAAUGGGAUUGCAGAAACCUGCAACGCUCGAAGAAGCUGUGCAAAUUCAGAACCAAGCCAAACAAUUCCAAAAGGAAGUUAACCAACAAUUGGACAAACUACAAGGUGUUGCAAGCUUGACACAGAAGAUAUCCAUACAGACGCAUGCGCCUGAUGAAGUAGACUCUGUUCAGACUAGAGUGUCUGUUAUACAAGAUACGGCUGCCCAAUGGGGCCAAAAACUAGACAAACUAGUAGCCAACUGGGUUGACUUUGACAAGAAUGUCCAGCAUUUAGAGAAUUGGGUCGUCAAAAGUGAAGAAGCAUUGAAUGCGAAACCUGUUAAUGUAAAAACUCCAAAUAUAGACAAGUUGGAGAAAGAAUUAGCCAAACUUAAAGCCUUUAAUAACGAAAUUUCAGAGCAGCAAGCAAAACUCAUUUCACUGACCCAAAGUUCGGACAGCAUCAGCUACAAUAUCAGCCCAGAAGGAGCUGCGCUGGUAAAAGAGCAAGUGCAAGAACUUAAAGGCCAGGUUGCUAAAUUAGCCGAUAGUACUAGAGCCAAGAUUAACGAAAUAUCAGAUGCUAUUUUGAUGAAGCAUGAUUUCCAGACCAAAGUAGCUGACUAUGGCAACUGGAUGGAAUCGAUGAAAGCCAAUAUAGCUCAGUUAGAUGAAGUACCAGCCGAAAAGGUUGAUACAAGUAUAAUGAAUAUACAUACAUUACUACAGGAGUAUUCCGAUAAACAACCUCUGUUUAAUACCAUAUACAGUGAGAUCAAAGAAAUCUCGUUGCAGUCGCCACAGAAGGCAGUGGAACCUAUAGCCCAAGAGUAUUCCACCUUAGUACAGCAAAACCAAGACAUCCAGCAUAAAUUAGAAGAAAAGAUGACUCAGCUACAAAGAUGGAGUGAGCUUCUUAACUGGCAUACAGAUACCAUGAAUCAACUAUCGCAUAUUAAGUAUCAAGUUGAUGCAGAAAAACUAAGUCCAGAAGAGCUGAAGAAACUUAUUUCGGAAACAGACAACGUAUUGGAAAAACUGAUCACCUGGAAGGAGGCAGCUCAAGAUAUAAACAAGAGUAACAUUACUAUUCUAGAUAAGCAAUCUGGUUUGCCCAGAACAGCAGAAAAUGUCGUACGAGAAAUAGAAGUGAACACUAUAAACCUCAAAGGACAACUAGCAAACAAAGUAGAUGCUCUACAAACACUAAUGGAGCAGCGUAAUCAAUACACUGCACUGCAACAGGACGCUAUCUCAGAUUUGGACAAAACGAAAGCUCAACUAGCAGCUAUUAUGAGCGAAGUGAAACACUCAAGCGAUCUUCCGAAAGCAGUCGAAAACUUGAACAACCUCUUGGAGGAACAAGCUGCUAAAUCUGCUCUAAAGAACCAGCUUCACACCGAAGCUAUGCAGUUAAUGAAGAAGGACAUCCAGAAUGUAUCUGCCAUACAGAAUUCGCUAAGUGCGAUCGAACGCAUGUUUGGAAAAGUGAAUGAUGAUAUUCGAGAAGAUCAUUUAAAACUGUCAGAUAUUAUAUACGCCUGGAACGACUUCCAGGAAUCUAAGGAUAGAAUUGUUACUGAUAUAGGAAAAAUUGAUAAAAGUGGGGAAAAUUUGGACGUUCCAAACGAUAUUUUCCAAGCUAGCUUAAAUUGUGAAAAGGCGAAGAAAGCUCUGGAAGCUAUAAAACGAUCAAAAGCAGCAUUGGAUAAGGCAGACCUUAAAGCACAAGCUGUCAUUAAAAAAUCGGAGAACAUCCCUGGAAUUGAGUCAGAAGUUAGAAGAGACUUAAAAAUAUUGAACGAUGCUUGGUCGAACAUAUACGAAAGAAUUCUGAAGAACGUGCAACAAACUGAGUCACAAGCAGCAAUUUGGAAGCAUAUAGAAGACACCAAGACGACAUUGAUGCAGUGGUUGAGUGAACAAAACAACGAAAUUAUCAAAGCAGCCGAAAAACCUAACGAAAAGGAACUAGCUGCUGCUAAAUUGAGCAAAUAUAGAGAAGAAUUGCCAGCGCAAUUGAGGUUAAACCAAAGCAUACCUCACAAAUACUCGCAACUUUUGAGCUCCACAGACGGCAAGGAAGUCCCAACCCUACAAUCUUUGGUGACAGUGUUGAACGAAGGAUUUGCUACACUUGAAGAGAACGCUAGACAGUUAGAAGCAUUAACUUCAACAUUCAACGAAAACGAGAAAACCAUCAGGAAGAACAUCAAAGAAACUGGAAACAAAGUCUCGUCAUUAAGAGAAGAAAUAGUCAAAUGCGAAGACUUAUCAGGAGAUAAUGCGAAGAUAUUGGAACGAUUACUAAAGAUUAGAAGCUUAAAGGACGAUCUUAAGAACUACGAUAGUGAUAUUAAGCAAAUUGAACAAGACAUACAAACAAUGAAAGCCAAUUAUCCAAAUUUUGAAAACACUUUAAGCAAAGAGCAACAAGCUUUGAAGAAAAGGUAUGAUACAACUGUUUCCUAUGCCGACAAAAUUGAACACACUUUGUUGUCCUUCCUCAAGAAGUUCCACAACGAAAAGUAUGGUGCUUUGCAAAGAAUUAUAAACACACAUAAGGAAAAGAUUCAAUGGUGUUUACCUGAAGCUACAAGCGACAAAUACAACCUACAAGUAAAAUUAAAUGCUUUAGAGCCUAUUCAGGCUGUACUUGACGACUGUAAUAAACGUAAGGAUGAAUUGCAGGAAUCCAUAAAGGCUCUUGGACAAAUCGAGAAACCAGAAUCAGUUAAACUACAACAAGCUGAACUGGACCACUUACUUCUAGACCUGGACAACUUAAAUCAACAGUAUGUUAGUACCAAAGACAUACUAGAAAGCAAUAUAGCUCUGCACGACCAGUACGAAAAUCUUUCAGAGAGUGUUUCCAAUUGGUUGAAAGAAACAGAGAAUAGAGUAAAAGCAGAGAGUAGUCUACAAAUUGAUCUUAAAAAUAUCGACACUAAAGUUAGAGAAGCUAGAGCUCUGCUUCAAGAUGUCAAAGACUAUCAACCAGAAAUUGAAAAAUUGACACCUAUCAGUGAAGAAUUGGUGAAAGCCAUGCCAGAAAGUCGCAUAGCACCGUUUGUGCAACAUUUAAAUAACAGAUACCAAGCAAUUAACAAAUUUUUAGUCCACUACAUCGAUAAACUAAAUGAACUCGACAAGUACAAAGGAGUCUAUAAUAAUUGUAUUCAAGAUGUAGAAAACUGGUUGGUAAAAGCUGAAGAAAAAGUUAAUACCUUCUCGAAGAGUGCCAGGAAACCUAACAGUACCAUAUUGGAGGAACUUAAGAACUUCGCACAAGAAAAAGAAGUUGGUCAAACUCUCUUAACAAGAGCUGUUGAACAUGGAGAAGCUUUAUUCCCAGGAAUAACUCCAGAAAAUAGGGAUAUCAUUAGAGCUGAACUCAGAAACCUGCGGGACAAAUCAGAAGUACUGAUUGACAAAGUGAACAAAAUAUACAAACAAGUGGAGGCAACGUUGAUGCAAAGGCAUUCAUUUGAUGAUAGUUUACAACAGGUAAAACUGUGGAUAGAUGACGCAGAAAUGAAGCUAGGUGAAGAAGGUAAGCUGGACGCUACUUUGUUGGACAAAAAACAAACUCUACACAACUACAAGAUAUUAUCCCAAGACGUGAACUUGCACAAAACAAUUUUGAAACAACUUCAAGACAAAAUAGGUAAUUUAUCUGAUGCUGAUUCCGAAUCUAAGCUAGAUGAAAACCUGCAGAAAUACAACAGUCUUGCGCAAGAAGUAGAAAACAGAAUUGAAGUUGCAGAUGAGUAUGUAACUAACCACGAAGCUUACAAUCAAGCUAUUGAAAAAUGUCGCGAUUGGCUCAGUGCAUUAACAAACGAAGCUGCCUUAUUGGUCGAUGAAUCAUCAACCGAGAGCCCAGAAGCAAAACUAGCAAUAGUAGACAAUCUCUUGUCGCAAAAAGAAGAAGGUGACAAGAUCAUAGCGUCUUGCAAGCAACAACUAGAAACUGUUUUGACUCAAACUGCAGCUCCUGGUCAUCCUUCGCUAAUAAACAAUUUUGAAGAGCAGGAAAAGUCAUGGCAGAGAUUCCUGGACCUGUGCGAGGAAGCCCAAGAGAAACUCAAUGAGAUACAAGUACAACACGCUGAGGUAUCUAAAAUAAUGGACGAUCUGGAAACUUGGUUGAAGUCUAGAGAAAACUUUGUCAAAGAUCAAAGUUUGAAGAACACCGAAGAUACUAAAAAGGCUCAUUUAGAAAAGUUGGAAUGCUUGGAAAAGGAAGUUCAACAAAAGGAACCUGACUUUAGUAAGUUCCUGGAAAUGAGCAAGUCUCUAGAAGUCGAUUCUAGAGUAUCUCAGAUACCAACCAGAUAUCAGUCUCUAAGAAAUGCUGUGAAAGAGAAUCGUAACAAAUACCAAACAUUUGUAGCCGAGCACCAUGACUUUAACGGCAAGUAUAACGAGUUUUUGAACUGGUUAACGAACAAAGAGGAAGCUCUUCAAAAUUUUUCUCAAAUUGUAGGUGACUUGAACGUUCUACAAACUCGACAGAAGGAUAUUAAAGACCUUAUCGACGAAAGAAAUGCGAGAAUUCCAGAAUUUGAAACUUUGAUCGACAAAGGUGAAAAGUUGUAUGCACACACAUCACCAGAUGGCAGGGAAAUCAUAAGGCAGCAGUUAAAGAACUUGAGAACUAUCUGGGAUGCACUAACAGAAGACUUGCAGAGUACAAGUAAUAAACUAGAGCAAUGUUUAACUCAGUUCUCCGAUUUUACUGUGACUCAAGAACAACUGACCAAAUGGCUAAAGGAUGUAGAGAAAGCUAUGCACCAGCAUACUGAAUUAAAGUCUACUUUACAAGAAAAACGAGCUCAGUUGCAAAACCACAAGAUCAUGCACCAAGAAAUUACUUCUCACCAACAACUUGUUGAAUCCGUUUGUGACAAAGCACAGCAGCUGGUAGACCAGACUCAUGAUAAAUCCCUCAAUAUUUACCUCCAAUCUAUCAAACAACUUUUCUUAAACAUAGUCAGCAAAUCUGAAGAGCUGCUAAGGAAUUUAGAAGAAUGUGUAGAUAAGCACAGUAGCUAUAACCAACUACUGAAUGACUUUAAGAAGUGGGUGGAAAAUCAAAAUGAAAGACUUCAGGAAUUUGUUGACACGACUGGAGAAAAGAACGAUAUUAACAAGAGGAUUGAAAACAUUCAUGGAAUCAAGAGAGACAGCGAGUCAAAGGGACCGCAAUUAUUGGAUAAUCUGAAGCAAAAUGUAAUAGCUGUAGCUAAAAGUACUGCUCCUAAAGGGGUCGAUAACCUAAAGAGAGAAUUAGCAAGUAUGGAAGAAUUGUUGAACAAUCAUCUUCAAGCUAUUAACAAUACGUUAGAUAAGCAAAACGAGGUACUGAAACAAUGGGAUGAUUUUGAAACUGCUUUGGAAUCGUUGAAUCAGUGGUCCAAAGCUGUUGAAGCUGAAUUUAGAGACCAGCCUCUUCAAGCUACCUUACCAGACAAAGAAAACAAAUUGAAGCUUCUGCAAGGUCAGCGAGAACUCAUUUCUGCCAAAGAAAAAGAUAUUGACGACUUUGUUGAUAAGAGUCAUGCGUUGUUAAAAUCUAGUGGAUCACAAAGAAUCAAACCUGUUACAUCUCAAAUCAGUAAUAGAUUCCAGAACUUGCAUACUCUAACAAAAGACAUCAUUAAUAGAUGGCAAAAUAUUGUUGACGAUCAUAAAAAGUAUAAACAACGAUUGGAAGAGACAUCUGCAUGGUUAGUACCCUUGGAGGAGCAUUUACAGGCUCUCAAACAAGGUGAAACCACUGACAGCGCUGAAGCUAACAAUAGAUUACAGGUUCUUUUAUCCGAAGCUGAACAAGGGGAACAUAAGUUGAACUCUUUGACAUUGCUUGGUGAGAGGUUGUUGCCUGACACGGCUACAGAAGGCAGAGAAAUAAUCAGAGGGGAAAUCAAGGAGAUUAGAGACAGAUGGGAAAGUCUAGCUGAAGGAGUCAAACAACAGCAGAAACUACAAGAAUCACAGACAUUACAGCUGGCUAAUUAUCAGGAUCUGCUUCAACAAGCUUUGUCGUGGUUGGAUUCGAUUGAGAAACAAGUUAAACUUGAACCCAGCUCAUGGACCUCCAUCCAGGAAGUUAGGGCGAAGUUGUUAAAGCAUAAGACAACUCAGCAGGAGAUAAUAACUCACAAGAGGUUUAUCGAAGGUGUCACUGAAAAAGCACAAUCUUUGGCUCAGCUCACUAACAGUUCUGAGAAGAAAGCAGAAAUUGACGAAAGUGUUGCUUCCAUUAACAACCGAUACCAAAAUGUGCUCAAGACAGCACAGAACAACACCAAGCAGUUAGAGGAGUGUCUGGACAUAUACCAGCAGUUCUAUGACCUUCACAAAGCACAACAAGAUGAGCAAAAGCAACUGUGGGAGAAAUUGAACAGCAAUUUGGACUAUGGUGGAAAUAAACAAAUCCUAGAAAAGAGAUUAAGUUAUAUCACAGACCUACAAGACAGUCUUUCCGACAACAUGGCUAAGUUAGAUGAGCUGCAGAACUAUAUAAAACAAAAAGCAACAAGUUUGCCAGCUCGAGCUCAGGAAAAUAUGCAAAGAGACGUCGACAAUCUGAAGUUCGAUCGUCAAAAGUUUGUUACCACUCUAGCAGACGUCAAAUCUGCUCUGGAGAAUAGGUUAAAACAAUGGAACGAUUAUGAAGUUACCAUGGAUAAGUUGUUAUCUUGGCUGGCUGAUGCUGAAGUUUCUUUAAAGAGCUAUGCACUGAAGAGUACUUUAGAAGAGAAACAGGAUCAACUAGAUAAAUAUCAGGAACUAUCUAGAGUGAUCGAGUCUCAAAAAAUAGACGUGAAGGAGUUUAUUGCGAUUUCAGAUCAAUUAGAACAAGCACUGGCUCUCGCCUUACGACAGAAUGAACCCGAGUUCGAUAGACUGUCUGACAGUUCAGCAGAACUGGUUCAGAGUAGUGGAGAUACCAGAAUAGCGAACAACGUCCAACAGAUCAUUUCCAGAUUCCAGUCUGUUCAAGUUACCGCCAAGGAGAUCUUCAAGAAGUGCGAACAAGCACUGCAAGACCAUAAAUUGUUUGCUGACAAGUACAGGCAAUGCGCUGACUGGAUCACAGUGACAAGGAACAGGUACGAGAACUGCUUGAAGGACAUAGAGAAUGCAUCCCGUCAAACUCUCGAUGUUCAAGCUAAAUCUAUCGAAGAACUUUUGGCACAACAGCCCAAUGCCACCUCUCUCCUCAACAGCACUAUAGAAAUGGGCGAAAAACUAUACCCCUCUACCUCUCUAGAAGGCAAAGAAAUCCUAAAUAAACAACUACAAGAACUACGAGACGCCAUGGACCUAUUAUUCGACGAAAUAGGCAAAACCGACAGGAACCUUAAGUCCAAGAAAGUCAGAUGGUCAGGAUUCGAAGAAAGUCUGGCUAAAGUGUCCAGCUGGUUAAAGGACGCCGAGAGACAAACACCACAAGAUUUAGAACUGCGUGCCACUUUGGAAGAGAAAAAAUCGCAACUUCAAACUUACAGAAACCUCUUACACGACGUGUCGUCACACCAACAAGACAUUCUAGAUUUGAAAGAAAAAGCUGACAGUUUACCGGAACGAAACGAACUGAUUGAUAAUCAGUACAAGACUGUGUCAGAACAGUAUGAUAAGUUAUCUAAAAAGAUGCAAAACUUUGUUGAUCAGUAUGAAGUUAUUGUGAGCAAUCAUCAACAGUACGAAAAAGCCUUGCAACAGGGACAAGACUGGAUAGAUACCACCAACAGCAACAUUGCUAGCUUGAGUGAUCUGGAUUUGGACAGGACCAGUUUGCAGUCCAAUUUGGAAAGAUUAAAGGUACUAAAGGCAUCAAUCCGUGACGAAGAAUCCAGAUUACUUACCAUCAAGGCUCUAGGCGACAAAGUAAUCCCAGGAACAAUCGACUACGGACAGGCAAAUAUCCGUUCCCAAAUAGAAACCUCUCAACAACAAUGGGCAGCUCUGGUAUCAGCUCUCAAUACAGCUAUCCAACAAUUAGAAACCAAGUUACAAUUGUGGUCCGAAUACGAAUCAUUAAAAGAUCAAUGUCUGCUUUGGAUAAGAGAAACAGACAAUAAGUUGCAUUCUGUAGACCUAAAACCAACAGCAACUGAAAAGAAGAACCAGUUAGAUAUAUUAAAACAGCUCCAAGGAGAAAUAAAAGCUAAAGAACUUGAGAUAGAUCAGGUAACAGAACGAGCCCAGCAAUUGAACAAAGGUAUAAUGGGUAGACCUUCCCAGGUAUCAGAACUUGGUGUCAAAUACCAACAAAUCUGCCAAAAGAUUAAAGAUCUGACCAACCGCUGGCAACAACACGUUGCAAACCAUCAAGAUUUUGAUUCACAAGUGGAUCAGCUUACGCAAUGGAUGGAUGACAUUAAAGAAAAACUAGCUUAUUGCUCUGAAAUUGUUGGAACACCACAAAAAGAGCUUGAAUCUAAAUUGCAAACAGUGCAAGAACUUGUUUUAAGAAAAGAGGAAGGUUCGUCCAAGCUUCAAGCUUUAGUCGAGCUGGCUCAAACUGUACUAGCCAACACUGCACCUCAAGGUCACAAUGCAAUUAACGAAACUCUCGCCAGGCUUCAAGAGCAAUGGUCAAACUUGGCAGCGGCUAUGGUGGAAGCCAAAGGACACUUAGACGAUGCUCUUACGAAAUGGGCUGAAAUGUUGGAAGAGAUUAAAUCUCUUGUUAAAACGAUAGAAUCUUUGGAGGCGCAAUACGAAGAGUUAGCAGAACCUCAGGCUACACUUACAGAGAAAAAAGCUGUGUUAGCAAGAAUAAAAACUUUAGAAGAGAGAACCAGAGCUGAGAAGAUCGAUGUUGACAAUUUGAAAGCACAUGUUGCUGAAGUUUUGCAGAAGAAGAAGGGAGGUGAAGCCACUGCGGAAGCACAAGAAACAUUGAAACGCUUCGAUGCUAUUGCAGAAAAGAUAUUUAAACUAUCAUUGGACAGAGACGCUCAAUACAAGGACCACAAGGUAUACAAAGAAGCCCACGAUGAAGUCCAGAGGUGGAUGACAAGGGCACAAGAAAAAGUGCCACAGUUGCAACGACCACUGGGAGAAAAACUCACCGUAGAUACAAUCGCAGCACCAUUGGAUCAUCUUCUUAAUAAGAAGGCACAAGGAGAAGUCCUACUAGAAAAUCUUGAGCAUACAGCUCAGGUUGUCCUACCAAAUACAAACGCCAAAGGACAAGAACUUAUUAACAACGAUAUAAGGGCUUUGAGGGAAUCGUUUGAAAGAUUAUUUAAGGACUUAAAACAACAAAGAGAGCAGCUGGAUGCUGUGUUAGCUAACUGGAGGGAAUACAAAGAUGAAUAUGAAAGAGUCUCUGAUUGGUUGCAACAGAUUGCAAUAUUGAUAAAGAAUCAAAAAAUCGCUCUUAUGUCUACGUUACCGGAAAAAGAAAAACAGGUCAAAGACGUUAAAGAUAUCUUACAAAAACUUGUCGACGGAAAAGACCAAAUAGAUAAGUUAAACAAUUCAGCAAGUAUUUUGUUAAAAUCACCAUUAGAGAGCCAUGUAAAUCACCAGCUUCAACAACUCAACUCUAGAUAUCAGGUGGAAUUAAGCUUAGCAAAUGACGUGCUAAAGAAAGUUGAAACCAACUACGACCAACACAAAGAAUACGCUGAUAAUCUUGAAAAGACGAGAGCUUGGAUCGAUAAUGCUCGAGAACUAAUCAGAAAUUGUUCUGAAGCUGUCUCCCAUAGUAGCAGGGAAGUCUUACAAGGUCACCUACAACAAAUACAAGAUCUUCUCCAAAGACGUGAAGACGGACAAAAUCUAGUCCAUGCUACAGUUAAUUGUGGAGAAAAAGUACUGAGAAACACACGAUCAGACGGCAGGGAAGCUAUUAAUAACGAAAUAAAAGAAGUCCAAAGUGAUUGGGAGAGAAUCGUUAAGAAACUGUCCACUACCAAGGUCAAUCUAGAAACAGCGCUUCUUCAAUGGGCUGACUACGACAGUUCUUACAGCCAGCUACAACAAUGGAUAACAGACCGGGAAGCUAAAUUGCAACAAGUAACUGAACCGAAGAUCACAAAGUCUGAAAAGAGAGGACUUGGUAGUUUACCAAUUGGUGACAGAAAAGCUACUCUUCGUGAAACUGGAAGCAUUCUUCAAGACAUCGUUUCUUUCGAACCGAUGAUCCAAUCUGUUGCUUCUAAAGCUGAAGACCUAAAACAGAAAGCCCCAGCCUCAGAAAUUUCCACCAAAUACGAAACACUGUCUAGACAAGCACAAGAGUUGUACGACAAACAAAAGGAAUGUGUUGAGAAACAUGAAGCUUUCGUGGAAGCUGCUAAUGAUCUUCAUCAGUGGAUACGAAAUGCUCGGGAACGUUUGAAUAAAUGUUCAGAACCUACUGGAGACAAAGAAAGUCUUGGUAGCAAACUUUCCCAGCUUAAAGCUCUUAAAAACGAAGUUCCAGAAGGCCAGAAGAAGCUUGAAACCGCUAUUGAUCUAGCAGACAAAGCUAUAACGUUUGCUUCUGACAUGGACAAAGAAAUUAUUGAAGAAGAAGUUGGUUUGUUACAGGAAGACUUCGAUAACUAUGUAGAGAAUCUUAACCAUACAAAGAGUCUCCUAGAAGUUGGUAUUGUGAAGUGGACUGAGUACGAAGAUCAGUACCGAGAUGCUCUAGAAUGGUUGUCUCAAACAGAAAAAAUGGUACAGUCUUACAAUAAGCUCCAAGAUAGCUUAGAGGAAAAACGAGCAGUUCUUGAGCAUUUCCAAUUACAAUUACAAGGUCUAUUUGAUUGGCAAUCUGAAUUGGAUAGAUUAAAUAUGAAGGCGCAGGUCUUAUUGGAAACAUGCGCAGACACUCGUGUCAGUAAUGCAAUUACACAGAUAUCUACAAAAUACAACGCGAUCCUCUCCUUAGCUAAAGAAAUUAUGCGCAGACUAGAACUACAUUAUCAAGAACACCAACAACACAAUGCUUUGUGUCAAGAGUGUCAAGAUUGGAUGGACAGAACCAGAGAUAAGCUCAAUGGCUGCCUUGAAAUACCUUCUACAUUGAACGAAGUCAAUAAUAAGCUGCAAAUAGUUAAAAGCAUUAGAGCUUCCUUGGAGCAAGGUGAAAAUAAGUUGAGGUAUAUUCAAGAACUAAAGGAACGUGUGAUAAUGAAUACAGAGCAGUCUGGAAUUGCUAAGAUUAAAGAGGAUACUGAAAAUCUUCGUCUAGACAUGGAAAAACUCUUAAAUGACGUGCAAGACGCUAGAUCCAAACUGCAAGCUAGAGCCAACCAGUUGGAGGAUGUAGACAAGAUAUACAAGCAAUUAGUCGAGUGGUUAGAAGAGCAAGAAAGCCAGAUACAGUUGGAUGAUGGCUAUCUUAACGAACUAGGAGAGAAGAAGGCGAAAUUAGAGAAACUAAAAGCAAUUCAGAAGGAAAUCGAUUCACACAGCGACUUAGUGGAUAAAUUACAAAGUAAAAUCAGUGAAGAUUCUACACUGGUAACAAAAGAUUACGAAAAUGUCAUUCAACGUUACCAUAAAUUAAAGGAAGACCUAAACUCUUUGAUCUCCAACUUACAAACAGAAGUAGCAGACCAUGAAAAAUAUAAAGAAUCAUAUAACUCGGCUUGUGAUUGGAUCAGGAAGGCUCAAGUUGAGAUUCAGUCAUGUUCAGACUUGCAUCAAGAACUCGACAAGAUAUUAGAGAAAGAAAGUAAAAUUUUGGAAAUAUCUGACUCACUUAAGGACUGUGACGAUCUGAUACAUCAAACUAUCGAGUACAGCAUACUAGUUAUGAAAACUACUGGCUCCGAAGGUAAAGACAUCAUCAGAAAUGAAAUCGAACAACUUAAUGCUGAUUGGGAAGGUUUGCAAUUCAUUUGUGAAGACACUAAGAAGUCUUUACAAAACUGUAAAGAUGCAUGGGAAGAAUUUAAGAAGUCUUAUAACUCAGUCAACGAUGCUAUCGAUAAAUACCAGAAACGUUUGGACGAGAAUAUUAACGCUGAAUAUAAUGACAAAAAUCUGGAACAAUGUCGUGCUCUCCUACAAGAUAUUACAGCGCUGAAACCAGACAUGGAACAUUUAACAGACGUUUGUGAAAGUCUUAUUGAAUACUGCGCCAUUAGCUGGGUGAGGGACAAAACUGUCCAACUUCAAACAAAAUACAUUAAUCUCUUGACCAACAUUCAAAGUCUUGUGUCAAAGAUAGAAAAGAACUUGACAGAUCAAACCGAGUUUGUUAACACUAAAGCUGAAUUAGAGAAAUGGCUUCAAGAUGCUCAUACUGCAGUCCAAGACUGUGUGGGCGUUAGCAAAGAACCUGUCAUUAAGGAAAAAAUUGGAGUUGUUGGAAAUAUAGCUGCCAAUAUGGGAGAAGGUCAAGCCUUGUUGUCAAAACUACAAGAUGCAUUUGCUAAAGCUAUAAAUGUAGCAACCAGUGAGAAACAAAACGAACUUAGAGACGACAUGACAACUUUAAGGAACAGCUGGGAUCAAAUCAAUAUGGAUAUAAAAUCAAUCCAAGCACAACUUAAAGCAAGUUUGGCAAGAUGGGAAGAAUUUAAUAACAAUAAACAGAAGUUUGAAAUAUGGUUAAGCAAUACAGAAAAGAAACUUCAAGAAAAAACAUCAACUAAAGGAGAAGUCAGUGAAAUUAAGACUCUGUUGGAAAGAUUUAAGAAUCUUCAGACUGAAAUUCAAAACAAAGAAGCUGAUUUGGAAAGAUUGAAGACUGAAGCACAAGAUUUGAGCAAUUGGGUCAAGGAGCCUUCAGUUUUGGAACCAGUCAAAGAAUUAGAAACAAGAUACUUGAAGUUGUCUGAAGCUUGUAACGCUAUUAAAGAAUCGUUCGAGCAAGAACUGGAAGAUUUCAACAUAUACCAUCAAAAACUUCAAGAAACUGAAAAAUGGUUGUUGCAAGUGUCUUUCCAACUUAUGGCUCAUAAUUCCCUGUAUAUCAGCAACAGAGAACAAACUGAAGAACAGUUGGCCCAACACGAAACACUCCUACAAGAAAUUCAAAAGUACCAAGCCACACUAGAUGACGUUCGAGCCAAAGGACAAGCCCAAAUCAACAAAUACGAGAAAGAAGCGCCCAUUGUUAAAGACACCAUCGAGAGACAACUGAACAAUGUUCAAGACAGCUACAAUUCGUUAUUACAGACAGCAAUACAAAUCAAAAAUAGAUUGGCUGAUUCUCUUGCUAAAUUCAAGGAGUAUGAAGAUACAUUGGAUAGCAUCAUUCAAAAUUUGGACGAAUACGAGCCAGUUGUAGCCCAAGAAGUUGAAAAGCCCAUCGAGAAUUUGGCUGAUGCUAAAGCACAACUCGAAACUGCCAAGACUCUCCAUAACAAGUUGCAGAGCGAGAAAUCUAGACUGGCCGUGGCUGUGCAAGCUUGCGAAGCAGCUACAGCUUCUAUCAGUCGGCCCAGCAGUCCAAGAGAUACUCUUCCCCCUCCAGUGCCGAUCAAAGAACUAGAAUGUAGAGCUAGAUUAGAAGACGUCAUCGAUCAGCCGCACCAAGAAUCAGAAAGUUCUAAGCAUUUUACUUCAAAAAUGCUUUUGAAUAGAAUAACUGCACGUGAUAAUAUUAACCAGCUAACAUCACAAAUACAAAAGAUCCAAGCUCAUCUCAGCGACUUGACAACUUCAGUCGCAGAGUUUGAAGAACAAGAAAAACAACGAAACGAACUCAAAAACUGGAUACUAGCUCAGAGAACUGUAGUAAAUGAAUGGAAGAAUCGCCCAGUUAAGUUAAGACCUGAUGCAGCUAGACAAGAAAUCAACAACAUGAACGAUCUCUUGACCGCAAUCGAUCAACGAAGAAAUAUGCUCAUCUCAGAAUUAGCAUCUUCCGGUGACGAGAAUGAUGAGUUGGAGAAGAUGCUAGAUGACUUAGAGAAAGACUUGAUUGGAAUAAUCGCUCAAAAACAAGCUAACUUGGAAGUUAUUGAUGAAUAUAGACAAAACGUCCAAGUAAUGAAUAAUUGGUUUGAUAACCUAGGUAAAAGAAUCGAAGCAAUUGAUAAAGGCUCUGGUCUAAAUUGUGAACAAAAACAAUCCUCCAUUUCUGAAAUUAAAGCUGAGUUCGACGACCAGGGACCAAAGAGGCUACAAGAAAACAGCCGCUUAGCUUCACAAGUUAUUGAGUUUGUAAAUAACCUCGACUCACAGCAAAUAGAAGAACAAUCUAAAGCCACUGAAAGACGAUACAACGAUAUUGCUAAGAGACUUCAACGAAAGUUGCAAGUCUUGGAAAUGACUAAGAAGGGAAUAGAAGAUACCAGAAAUGAAAUAGCUGCAGCUAGAAACUGGAUUAAAGACAAGACAGUCUCAUUACGCAAACCUGAACCGCUUGGUUUCGAAAGCAGAAAAGCUGAUGAUAGAAUCAGUGGUCUACAAGAUUUACUCAAAGAAGCUGGAAACAAACUCGUCCUUAAAGAGACCUUAUUGAAACGUAUUAACAACAUGACUAAUGAAUUGGAACCAAAUGAAGCUUCCCAAAUUGAGAAGAGCCUCAAAGAACUAGAAAGCGAACAGGGUCAGUUAGUAGACAUGAUUAAAUCUGAAAUUGAUCGGGUAACAGCUGCGGCUAAUACAAGGCGCAACCUGGAAUUAGACCUUGAGAAGGCUAAGGCAUGGUUGAAGGCUAAAAAUGCAGAAAUCAGAAAAUUAUCUGGUUAUCUUCCUCUACAAGCUAAUCAAGUAGAACGAGAAAUAGCACAACAUGAAGCUCAUGAGGCUGAUAUUAAACAAUUUAGUGAAGGCGAUUUGAAUGACCUGCUAAAACUCGGCAAUAGUGUCCUCAAAGACUGUGAUGAUAACGAUAGAGAACGUCUGCAAAGAUUGAUGGAUGAAGUAAAAGAUGAGUAUGAUAACCUCAAACAAGAGUCUGCACAGAAAAUCGCAGCUCUUCAAGAUUUACUUAAGGGCAGAAAGCAAUUUGAGACACAAAUCGAAGAAUGUGUGAAUUGGUUGAAGGAAGCUGAAGUAGCAACGUCUUCUGACAUCAGAGCUGCUAACUUGGAUGUGCUAGAAGAGCAGCUAGUCAAGUAUGAGCAAUUACAUGAUAAUGCCAAGAAAAUACAGGGUUCUAUUGAAAAAGUUACUGAACAAGGCAAAGCUAUUUUACCGACCAUUACAGAAUCAGACAAAAUUACUCUUAAUGAUACAUUGAAUAGUCUAAAAGAUCGUCAUAGAAGAGUUGCUGAUAUCAUAGAAGAUAGAAUGACAGGUCUUAAGCAAAACAUAAACCAACUUAAAGAAGCGCAGAAGAUUAUUGAAGAAGGAAGACAAUUCAUUCAAGACAUUCAAGCACAACUUAAGGAGUUGAACAAACCUCUUGGACCUAAAGUUGAAGAUGUUCAACAAGUGAUAUCUACAUAUGAAAGAAUCUUACGUGAUCUUAAAGAUAAUAGAGCCAAGUUGUCUAAUGUACCGGGAGCCAACACAGCAGAUUUACAGUCUUUGAUUAAUUUGGAAGAUGAUUUGAUUAAAUCUGUGGAAGACCAAUUAGCUAAACUUCGUCAAUUGCUCCUUCUCCGCGAGCAGUACUUGGCACUCAUUACCGAGAUAAUGACAUUUAUUACUAAAUACACUGAGAUAGUAAGAGAUAUCGAAAAGUCUGGUGGUACUAUCCAAGACAAGAUUCAAAAGUACGACGAUGUAAUUUCCAAAAUUCAAGAAUGCGAAGCUUUGCUUGCUUCUGCAUCAGAUAAAGGCCAACAGAUCGCUGCAGAUGGUUCAGCUCAAGACAAAAACACAAUUACACAGCAAAUCCAAUCACUUAAACAAUCUCUACAAAAUCUGAGAAGAGCUGUAGAGAAACAACGACAAGAACAUGAAAAUACAGCUGCUGAACACCUUAAGAUUGCUGCAGAGUUGGAAGAAGUAUUGGAUUGGCUUCAUGAUAACGAAAGUGUAGUCAGAUCCAGACCUUUGCUCGGUAGAGAUAUUAAUACUGUCGAUAAAGAACUAAAGAACCAUGAAGAACUAGCAGAAAAGGUGAAUGAGCAUCUUGAUAAGAUUAGGAAGAUUAAAGAAGCAACAAAACAUGAUGAAAGUCUUCCCGGAUCUAUUCAAGAACAGCUACAAGAAGCGAACUCUUUGUUGGUAUCAUUACCAAGAGAACUUGAAGAAAGGAAGAAAUAUUUGGAUACCAACAGAGUUCUUCGGGAAGAAUACGCAGUACAGAAACAGAAAUUAUAUGAUUGGAUCAAAGAAGCUGAAAUUCGUCUAGCGACUCACAAAGAUGGUGUUGAUUUCGAAAAUAUUGUACAGGAACUUGAAGAACAUAAAAUAUUCUUCAGUACAGAGAGCAAUAUUAAGGACUUAGUCAACCAAAAUAUCCAACAAGCUGCUGAUAAAAUCUAUCCCAGUUUGACUUCAUACGAGCAAGAGGAGCUUAGCCGUGAGCAGCAACAGCACAUGCAGGUUUUGAAGAACACCCUCAAUUCAGCCAAAUCACAGAAAGCGCAACUGGAGCAAGACGCUGAGAUCUGGAAGGACUACUGCAACACCUUGGAGAAGGUUAAAGCUGUCAUAUCCAGGACACAGUUUACCGACGAGCCUGUUUCUACUCUUGCUGGACUGCAUUUCAACAUCCAGAAGAUUUCGCAUGCCUUGAACGACAUACAUAACCAACAAUUGGAACUCGACCUUCUCCACGAACGUGUCAAUGAGAUUAUUCAGCAAGCAGACCAGAAAAACAGACUCAACAUUCAGUCUCAAAGUGACAAAGUAACUGAGGAAUGGACGUCGCUCGUGUCGGGGUUGGAAAACAGGAGAGACACUCUUACAGCAUUAUCCCAAAUGUGGGAGGUAUUUGAAGGAAGACUACAAAACUUCGAAAGUCUUCUUAGCACCGUUGGAGAAAAAGCUAAACAUCUGGACUACGUAGUGAGAAACAAGGACCACGUUGUUCAAACUAAGAAGAGUGUCGAGGAACUACAGGCUGAAGCUGAGGGUAUCAAAACCCACCAGGCAGAGGUCAAGAAACUCUCAGAAACUAUUUUGACAUACCUUAAGGAGAGCUCUCCAGCGUCUGCGAACGCGCUCUCCUCUAAAUUGCAACAACUUGAUGAAACCUACGAAAGGCUUUUAACUGACUUAAAGGAAAAACGCCAAAAGACAGACAAAGAUUUGAAAGAAAUAGAAGAAGCGUUGUUGGAUAUCAAGAACAAGAAAUCUAGUCUCAGCAGUCUGAAACAAGAAGUAGAAAAGUUCUACGUAUUUGACGCUAACAUAACGAAAACUCAGGAAGACUUGAACAACCUUCAAGCCAAAGUUAGUGACGAGAUUGAAAAGACUAAAGACUUCUCCAGCGGUAUUAUUAAAAAAUAUACUGCUCUACAAAAUCUUGUUCCAUCUGACGUAGCACAAGAACUGAACCAAUUAGAGCUACUAGCAGAAUCUAUUUCUAACGCCAUGGAAGAAAAAGACAGAGAAUUCAAGAAAGCUAAAACCAUCAGAACUGAUUUCAGUAACGACGUUGAUGAAGUACAAUCCUGGAUCAAGGACGCAGAGCUCCAAAUUCAAGACAGAUCCAUCGAACCUCAAGUCUUACACCAACAUCUCCAACAAAUUCAGUCUGAAUUCGCAAGCAUCAACGACAGGCUUGACAAAUUGACCAGAAACGGAAGGAUUAUUAUCCAAAAGACCAAAGACGACGAAGAAAAAGAAAUCACCCAGUCGACAAUUAAUAAUUUGACUGAACAAUUGUCGCACAUUAAAUCGUUGUUGGAUGAAAGAAAACAACAAGUUGGGGAAACUUUGGAUGCUUGGCAGAGGUUCUUGAUGUUAUACCAGGCUGUGAUGCAGUGGGUGGCUGAGAAGAAGGUCUUCCUCAAAGAUCCACUUCGUCUGAGUACUUUGACUGAAGCUAAACAAAAAUUACAUGAAUAUUCGAAUGCCGUGAAGAGCUGCAAAGGUGCUACCAAAAAUUUGAGUGAUAUGGCCAAAGAAUUAGAAAAUAUUGGAAAUGUUACCAGUGUGGGCGACCUUCCGCAGAAGAUGGAAGAAGCCGAAGAAGCUAAGAACGAAGUUGAAGCAAUGAUUCUAAAGAGGAACGGAUUACUUCAAGAAACAUCCGAAGAAUGGGAACAAUGCGAGAAAAAGAUAAAGGAUGUUAAGAGCUGGAUAGAAAAGACUAAGACAGCUUUAGACUCGCCACAAAACAAGAAGAAACCACUUAGGGACCAACACGGUAUCAGAGAAAAAAUGUUAGCCGACAUCCAUAUUCAGAAAACCAAAAUAUCGCUGUCAGUAGAAAAAUUACAGGUUCAUUUCCGUUCCGGUAUAGAGAGUGACUCCAAGGUCACCGAAUCGGCCGAAGACUUACUCAUCGAACUCGAUCAGCUCGCCCAGGUCAUAAAAACUCAAAGCACAGAACUAGAAACCGCCAUUGCCCAAGUAGACAACUACCAACAAGAAGUCCAACAGCUCCGUCAACAGAUCGUCCAAGUUGAACAACAGCUCAGAACGACAAUGGCGCCAAAUUAUCUUCCCCAUGACAGAGACCAAGCGCUCCGCGACCAACAGGCGCGGAUCGAAUCCAACCGGCAGGAGAUCUCCACGCUCGUCACCAAAAUCCAACAAGUGGACCCUUACUCCACACAACCCCACCCCGAGUACUCCCUUCUCGGAGUAUCGUACGCAGAUAUAGCCGCCGGACGCUCUAAAUCGCAAGAACGCCGAUCAGCUUCGCCCGCCUACGAAAAACACGAUGCCGAAUCUAUGCAUUUGGAGAGAAACUUAACUGUACUUCUCCCUGAGUCAAAACAUGUAGAACCACCUGUUCAGAUGGAAGUAAAAAGUGAAAUUAAAGCACCCCUUGAAAAUAUUCCUCAAAUUUUAGAACCAGAGGUUACAAAACAACCAGAAACUCAACAUAAACCAAAGGCUGCACGACGAAGUCGUUCCCCCAGGCCAAGAAAUUUACCAAACAAAGCCAAAAUUCAACCUGAGCAGCAUUCUGUUACUUCAACUCAUACCACCAUUGUUAAAACAGAAUUUGUAGAACCUACAGUAGUUACAGAAUUAAGAGAAGAACGAGUAGAUGAAUCUAUAGAUCAUACUGAUGAUACUGAAUCUGGUUAUCUAUCAGUUCAACAAAGGAUAAGAGGUAGAUCUCCUAGUCCCAUGUGGGCACCUGGAAAUACAACUUACGCCGAGAUCUUAAGAGGCCAAUUCAGAUCAUCUGAAGAAAGAGAACUGUAUCUUCAGGAUGAAAGAAAUAAGCAAGUAUAUCAGGAAUUAGAAAAGCAAGCUAUUGCGCACAUUGACAAACAUGUAGAUAUAGAACCACAAACUGAACUUGAGUUCGAAGUUCCUGAUGUACAAGAUAACUUUAACAAUAUAACUGAAGAUAAUUACGUGGUGCCUUCUUUUAUCCAAGACUGGACUCAGUAUCAUCAACAAGAGUAUUCUGCACCUCCACAAAUAGAGCAGAAUUAUUACGCUCAAAAUAUGAAUGUGCCUCUUGUGGACUACAUGCAGCCUACUCCAGAAAUGGUAAAUUUCAUGUCUUCAAAUCAACAAAUUAUAAAUACGCCUGUAGAAACUUACCAAAGUUCCAAUAGUUAUAAUAUUCCUUAUCAAGAGGGUGCUUAUGAGGACACGAGUUACUCAGAGGGAAGUUAUUCUAGUCAGUCUAUUCCUACGAGUAUCGUACCUCCUCCAACUGAACAAAUGGUGAUAGAAAAUAUAGUGCCUAUAGAAGAUAACGAAAAAUACGAAGAAGUGUCUCGUGAACCACUAACACAAGCGUCACAACCGGAUGUUACUGGUUCGCAUUUCUCGUACGCUCAAAUUUUGUCUCAGGGACUAAGCGGCAAAUCUCUCCAGCCAUCCAGUAUAGCAACAGUGCAACCUUCGAACGCUCGACAAGCCCCCAGACUAAAAUCUCCCGUGCCUGGGUAUUCCACGCAUGCGGAAGAUACGAAGUCUAAAUCAAGGGAGCACAAAACGCGCAAAUCUUUGAAGGAUAGGUCUCUUAAAGAAGAGAAAUUCCUCAAUGUUGCUUAUAAGCAACAUCCAGAAACAUUAAAUGAAGUAACCUUCGAACAUGAUCAGCUGCAUUCUUACCAUGGAGAGCCUACCAAUGUAGGAGGUCGAGAAGCAACUGAUAUUUCCUCCACACAAGACUUAAAACUUAGUGAUAGUGAUGUUUCUCCUAUUAUAGAUAUACAUAAGACUAAUAAUAAGUAUAAGAAAACUAAACCUUUAGAUGAGUCACAUACUAAACAGAUAACUGUUACCAAAACAAAAACAAAAACCGUUAAAGAACCACACAAAGAAGUUACAAUCGUAGAAACCAAAAUAACUACCACGUCUAAAUUAGAACCAACUGACAAAUCCUCAGUAGAUGAAUCUCACGACAGUGAAGAUAUAAGCAAUCCAACAAAAGAUAAAAAAUCAAAACAUAAACGAAAACCAAAACAUUCCAGACCAAACGAAAAUAAGGCUGCUUUUGUUAUUGAAGAGUUUAUUAGACACAUAUCUGAUGAAGAAACAGAAGAUAGAAGUGACCAUCCGCCACAGCGUCAACGUAAACCUAAACCAAAUAAGCCAACAACUCAAAUAAAACACUCAGAAGAGUUUAUAAACCAAGAGCAAAUCCAAACUAGCACACUUAAGCUUGAACACACCUCAACUAUUGAUACUACUAGCUCUGCUUUCAUUGAAUCAGAAAAAGCAGGCAACGAAAUACAUCAAAUAGAUGUAGAUCAUCCCAUAGAGAAGUCUAAAAAGAAAAAACAAAAAAACAAACCUCAGCUUCCAGAAAACGCGACACCAGAACCAGUUACAGAGCAAGAACCAAUUAUUGAGCCUCAACAGACCUCAAAUAUUAACAUCAGUACGUCAGCGUUAAUUGAAUCAGAAAAAGCAACCAGCGAAACACAAAAAUUAGAACAACCCAUAGAGAAGUCUAAGAAGAAGAAACAGAAGAACAAAUCUCAGCCUCAAGCACCAGAAACGGUGAAACCAAACAACGAAAUCAUUGUUUUGAAAACCACUACUUCCCAAACAACCACAGGAGCAGAUAUAUCUAAUUUAACUGAAGCCACCAAAGUUACAGAAACCUCUGUUACCGAAAUCGAUACAAAACAAACGGCUGGUACAGAAUCAUCAGAAUCAGUCAAACCUACCGAUGAAGAUAGCCACAAAAAAUCUAAAAAGAAGAAACAUAAGAAACCUCAGCCUCAACAAGACACACAAAUUGAUCAACAUGAAGUACCUCUAAAAGAAGUUGAAUUGGUUGUAACGGAAACAACCGUAACAGAAAAAACGGAAGAUAAAGUUGAAGACUCAGUCAUUAAACCAAAAAGAAAGAAGAAUAAGAAGGUUCAGCCAAAAACCGAUGAACCUCAACAAGAAAUUGCUAGUCAAGAAACUCCACACUUGGUAAAGUCCGUUGAAUCUGUAGAUCUUGUAACCGAAGUUGAGCAACAAGACACGAUAAUCAGCACAAGCCAUACUGAAGAUAGUUCAAAUGCGCAAACUACUAAGAAGACUAAAACCAAGAAGCCAAAGAAAAUACCUGCCACUUCUGAAAAUUUCAUCGAAAAUGAAAAGACACAUAGUAAUGUAGAUGUUGUUGAAGUUGCCAGUGAACAAAAGGACCAAUCCGAUAUAAAUUAUGUAACCACGCAAUUCAUAACCACCGAGAUUCAAGUAGAAGACAACUAUAUAGUUCCUAAGAAUGUUACAGAAAGAAAAGUUGAUGAUAUAUCUGAAGACAAAACAACUAUCAAAUAUUCUGAUAUUGCAGCUCAAGAACCGUCUAGAGACACAAUCCAAGAUACUUUGAAUGAACCUUCUAAGAAAUCUAAAAAGAAAAAAGAAAAGAAGGUUCCUCAGAUUAGUGAAACAUUAAAAUCAGUAGAUACUGUCACUGUUGAUAGCAAAGUUCCAGAAAUACUAGACGGUACACAAGAAACUUUAUCUGUACAAAAGUCUGAAGAUGUGCCAACUUGUAUAUCCACUACAGAACAAAUAACAGAAUCCCUAGAAAUAGUUGAACCUGUUAAGACUGUUAGUGUUGAUAGUAAAUCUCCAGAAGUAUUAGAAAAUACUCAGGAAACUUUAGGUAAACCCAUACAAAAAUCUAACAAGAAAAAAGAUAAAAAGAAGGACAAACCAGUUGAUACUUUUACUACAGAACAACUUACAAUAUCCACAGAAAUUGUAAAACCUGUUGAUACUGUUACUGUCGACAUUAAAUCUGCAGAAAUCGUGGAAGAAGUUCUGGAAACUUUAGAUAAACCCGUAGAAAAAUCUAACAAGAAAAAAGAUAAAAAGAAAGACGUACCAGCUGAUAAUUUUACUACAGAACAAUUUGCAGUAUCCACAGAAAUUGUAAAACCUGUUGAUACUGUUACUCUCGACAUUAAAUCUUCAAAAAUCAUUGAAGAUACUCAGGAAGAUUUAGAUAAACCUGUAAAAUCUAGCAGAAAAAAAAAUAAAAAGAAAGACGUACAAGUUGAUAGUUUUACUACAGAACAACUUACAGUAUCCACAGAAAUUGUAAAUCCUGUUGAAACUGUUACUGUCGACAUUAAAUCUGCAGAAAUCAUGAAAGAUACUCAGGAAGCUUUAGAUAAACCUGUAAAAUCUAGCAGGAAAAAAGAUAAAAAGAAGGACGUACCAAUUGUUACUUCUACAACAGAACAAACAACAGAAGUAGUUAAAACUGUUGAUACAGUUAUUGUAGACAAUAAACUUCCAGAAAUCGUAAACGUUACAGAAACUUUAGAUAAAUCUGUACAAAAGUCUAACGAAGAAGAUAAAAAGGAACAAGUAUUAGUUGUUACUUCCACUACCGAACAAAUAACAGAAUCCCUAGAGUUACCAAAAUCUCUUGAUAUUGAAACUCAAGACGAACCUGUUAAAAAAUCUAAGAACAAAAAGGAUAAAAAGAAACCAGACACAAUAGUUACAACGACCACCAUAGUGCAGGAAACAGAAAUUCCAAUAACGGAGCCGGUAGAAGCUGUUAAAGAAGACAGUACUCCUUCUGAACCUAUAUUGGUAGAACAUAUUGAACCACCUUCAGACAAGACUAAAGUUGAACACGACAUUAAAAAGAAAUCAAAGAAUAAAAAAGAUACGAAACCUGUGUUAAAAGUCGAUACCUCUACUACAAAACUAACAACAGAAUCGUUAGAGGUACUUAAUGUUGUCACUCAACAACAUGAAGUUAAACAUACUGAAAAUAUUACGACAAAUGUCCAAGAAGUUGUAGAUAAGUCUAUUGCAGAAACUAGAGAACCAGAAAGUCAGAAAAUUCUUGAGAGCCAUACCAUGGUUGAAUCUUCACUUGAAGGCGAAGUACUUCCAACCUUAGAAUCUGUACCUCUGAAAUCUUCUGACACUAAAGUAGAAGAAUCUAUAAAUAAACCUAGUAAAAAAUCGAAUAAGAAAAAAGAUAAAACUAAACCUAACAUCAAUGCUGAUGAAGCAACCAAAACUCCUAUCACGGAACAAGUGACUGAGUCUUUGGUUGUAGUAGAUACUAUCGACAAAACUAAUAAAACAGUCAUUGUAAAACAAGACCUCGAGCUCCCCAAUGUUUUAGAACAAACUACUGAAUUAAUUCAGCCAGUGAUUGAUAUCAUUAAAGAUUCAGACGUUCAGAAUACUUUGGAUGAAACUAGCAAGAAGUCUAAAAAGAAAAAAGGCAAAAAGCAACCUGGAAUUGAUGAAAAAACUGAAGUUUCUACUAAAGUAGAAACAAUAAAACCACUGGAGCUGAAAAUAACAACUAAUAUUAUUGAGUCUAAACCUGUUGAAACCAAUGAAACUCCAGAAGUAAACGAUAAAGAAGAAUCUUCACCUACAGAUGCAUUAAACGUAAUAAGUGAUCAAAUAAAUGCACUUUCGACAUUCAUAACAGAAAAAACUCAAACUACUCAAUCUCAAACAGUUGUUACAGAAGAGUUACCUAUAAGUGAAGUCAAAACAACUGAAAUAACUGUAGUAGAAACUGAUAAAAAAUCAAAAAAUAAAAAACAGAAGAAGAAACCUUUGCAAAACAAACAGGACAAAGUUUCUGAAGAUAUUAAAGCAGAUGAAAAUAAAGAAAAUAUUAUUUUGGAAGCUGACACAAGACUUGAAAAUAUAAAAACCGAGAAAGAACCAACAACAAGUUUAAACAGAGUUGUUUCCCAAACUACAGAAUCAUUUUUAGUAAAUGAAAAGCUUCACAAUAAAGACAUCAUUCCUACAGACGUUAGUAAUAAAGAUAAAGACGAAGAAAAGGCUUUAAUAACACAAUAUUUAAGAGACGGUUCUUCUGAUUUUAUUGAAUCUGUCAUAACAAAUGCAGUAACAAAAGUUACAGAACUGUCUAAAACAGAAAAGUCUACAACAACAAAAACUACAACAAGUAGUCAGAUGUUUAUAGACUCGCAGAAAUCUACACAUCAGAUAAAAGAAGGUGAUAAAUCUCAAAAUACUGUUGCUGUCAAAGAAACUAUAGUAACUAGUGAACCAAAAGAUACCACCAAAAUCGUGUUUAUUACUCACGAAGAAGUAAGAAUGAAGCCCGUGAUAUCAUUAAAGAUGGAAUUUACAGAACCCGUUGUUGAAGAAAUACAUCAUAUUGAGAAAGGAUUGUGUGAAGAAGAAACGAAAGAUACCAUCGAUGCUGUACGGCAAGAAACUUCUGUGGAAGAACAACUGUUAACUAGAACCGAAAAUGAAAAAAUUGUCCAAGAAGUAGAAGAACGUCAUCAAAUAAUAACAGAUAAUGUAGAAAAAGUGACAGAAGAAACUUCUGAGAACUAUGAUCUUGAAAUGGAACAGGUAAUCUUUGGAUCGGUUAAAGAACGACCUAGUCAAAAAGCUAUUAGGAAAGCAAGAGAAGAGAAAGAGAAUAAAGAAAAAACUAAAGAUGAUGACGACAAUAUUAGUACCAAUAAAAAACGUCAGGCUUUACCUUUGGACGUACUGUUAGACACAACUACUGACAUACAAUCUCCUGACAAACACAUUGAACCGUCACUGUCAAGAACAGAUUCAGUUAUUGAAACCGAAAUUACAACUUUCGAAAAUAUAAUGGAAGUUUUGGAUUCCAGACAGUCUAAAAAAGUAUCUACUACAUUAACAGAAGAUCAAACAAUCCAGAAACCUAGUGAGUCAUGUGAUAUUUUACAAGAUGUAACUGUAAGUAAAACAGAGCCUGUUUUUAUUUCAGAUGAAGAAUUAGUUGAGAGAGAUAUCGAAGAGGCUGAUAGCUCAGACAUUGUUACUAUUUCAGAAUUGAGCGAAACAGAAAAGAAACACCUACAAGAUACUCUCAGAACAGAAAGUGCAGUUGAUGAUUUUAUAAUUCAAGAAAUAAAAGACAGUGAAGAAAACGUUACAUCUACUGAACAACAGGUAUUAGAUACAACAGAAACAUCCCAAAAUACUGAAAACAUUCUUUUACAGCUUAAGCAAGAAACAUUAUCCAAGUAUAAGCCGGACUUAUCUAGUAUACCUGAUAGGAAAGUAAGACCUCAUGUCCCUUGGUCAACAAUAACUACCACUGUAACUGAAUCUACCGUAACCACCGAAGAAGCAAACAUGGAUAAAACAACACACGAGACAUGUAUUACAAGCGACAAAAUUCAAGAAGAAACGGGUAAGCCGAUUACUAAAAAGCCUGAAAUGACCGUUCAAAUUAAAGAACCAGAACUGAUAGUCAAAGAACCAACUAAAGAAACCAGUAUUGAAAGCAAAGAGGCAGAAGUUCCUGAUAAAACUCCAGAACUCAAAUCAUCAAGUGUCUUUAUAAAGGUUGAGAAAGAUUAUUUCCAGAAUCUACCUACGAUACCAAUGUCACCAGAGAAGCCUUUGCCAGAAAUAUCCUACCUAGAAGCAACAGUUGCUGCAAGUGCUCCUCAAGCCAUUAAAAUUGUAGAGAAACCUCAAGACGAUUUACAAGACAUUCUUACUGCUCUUAAAACGGAAACGAUUCAAAAGUAUCAACAAGAAGUUCAAAAAGAAAUUACAGAAACUAUUUCCAAGAACGAGAAAGAAGAGCAAGAAGAGAUUACAGAAGCUAUUUCCAAGAACAAGAAUGAAAAAGAAAAACAAGAAGAGUUUACAGUACCUGUUUCUAAGAACGAAAAAGUUGAAGCUAAAAAGAAAAAGAAGAAAGAUAAGAAAAGAAAAUCUGUAACAUUUGAAGAGACUCCUCAAAUAAUAAAUAUUGAAGAGCAACACCCUUGCAUAGAAGAAACACAAGCUUUGAGUCCAGAUGAUGAUUCUGAGAGUGCUGAAGAAUUCGUUUUUGUCUCUGUGGAAGAACGCGAAGAAAAAGGCAAAGCACCUGAAGAAAAGCAUAUUGAUGAAAUCGUACAAACCUUUGAAGUGAUUCAGAAUACUACCGUCGAAGAAAACACUACUACUGACCAUAGUACUAUCAGUACACAACAAGAUGAAAUUACUGAAUCAGUACAGGAUAAAAAAUCCAAAAAGAAAAAAUCUAAAAAGCCUAAAGAUGAACAAAAACAUGAAGAUAUCAGUUCUGUUCAGGACAAAAAACCUGCAAAAGUACCAGAACAUAGGGUAAACAUGCAUAUAAAUGCAAUGUUCAUUACAGAAGAAAUAAACAAUUCAUUACUGCCAGAAAUUACAAAAACAACUGAUGAACAAGAUGUGCCAGAUAAAAUUGAAAUACCAGUGGAACUGCCCAAAAUGGACCACAAAGAGAAGUCUAAAAAACAGAAAAAUAUAGAAAUUAAACCUGUGCCUGAAGAAACAUUUACUGAAACAAUUAGUGAAAAAUCAGUGCCCAAAGAUGAGCCUAAAUCGAAAAAGAAAUCAAAGAAAAAACAGACUAAACACGAAGAUGUAUUAUCCACAGAAAUAUCUAAAAAUGAAGCCAUUGAAGAAAAAACACCUCAGGCCAUUACACAAGAAGUAAAAACAGUAACUGAAACUGUUAUAUCAACAGAUAUAUCUAAUAAAAUAGAAGAAGAACAAGUGAAUAGAACUGAAUUAGUUACAACAGUAGAAGAGCAAAAACCUGAAACACCUAAACCACUUACACAAGAAGUUAAAACGUUAACCGAGAAUCCUACAUUAACAACUGAAUUAGUUGAAGAAGUAGAACAAGAACUACUACCAAUAGAAGUUGUUUCGACUCAAAUUAAAGCUACUUCUGCGGUGCAAAUAGAAGAACAAAAACCGAUAGCAGAAAAAGUAAUGGUAGACCAUAAUGAAGAACAGACAAUUAAAGUUGAUGAAGAUUUAGAAAACUUAGAUUCCAGUUCCAAACCAAGGAGGAAAAAACAAAAGAAAAAAACAGCUGCAGUGGAAGAAACUCCUGAUCAACAAGAACCUAAGGUUGUUCGUACACCGGUUGAAUCCAUCGAUACAACAAAUAUUCAGGAACUAGGUGUUUCCUACGCUACGAUCGUUAAGACAAAUGUUACUGAAACACAAACAGUGACAGAAGAACAGAAAGUAGAUGAGGAAACAAUUUCAGUAGAGCAUAUUAAAGAAAAUGUUCAAUAUCCGGACUCAGAGGAUAGUACUACUUCCGAAGUGAAAAAAUCAAAGAAGAAAAAGCAUAAAAAGAAACAUCCUCAAAUUCCUGUACCAGAUGAAAAAAUUGUUGAGGAAGUUCAUUCAGUACAAGAAGCAAAAGAAACAGAAGUCGCUGCCAAACCUAAUGAAGAAACAGUGAUCUUAACAAACAAACCUUCUUGGGCUAGUAUUGUAAGUUCAAACUUAGAACCAAAGCCUCAAUAUCUCGAACCUGUUGAAAUCAAGCCUAAACCUGUGCCAGCAUAUAUUCUGGAACCUUCAAAGGAAACUACAGUUCUUUCGGAUGCCAGUGAGUCACAUCCAGAUGAAAAGAAACACAAGAAGAAGAAGCACAAGAAAAAGCACGUAGCUGAAGAAAUUCAUAAACCAGCAUUUACAGUCACAGAAGAAAUACGUCAUAUAUCAGAUACAGAAACUGAAACGAUAAUAGAAGCAGAAGCUAAACCAUCUGUAUCGCCUAGUCCACUUAUAGAAGUUGAUGACACUGAAAAACAUGACGUUACAAAGGAAACUACAGUUCUUUCGGAUGCCAGUGAAUCACAUCCAGAUGAAAAGAAACACAAGAAGAAGAAGCACAAGAAAAAGCACGUAGCCGAAGAAAUUCAUAAACCAGAAUUUACAGUCACAGAAGAAAUAAGACACCUAUCAGAUACAGAAAUUGAAACUAUAAAAAAACUAGAGGCUAAACCAUGUGUAUCGCCUAGUCCACUUAUAGAGGUAGAUACUGAAAAACAAAACGUUACAAAGGAAACUACAGUUCUUUCGGAUGCCAGUGAGUCACAUCCAGAUGAAAAGAAACACAAGAAGAAACACAAGAAAAAGCAUGUAGCUGAAGAAAUUCAUAAACCAGCAGUUACAGUCACAGAAGAAAUCAGACACAUCUCAGAUUCAAAAACUGAGACGAUAAUAAAACCAGAAACUAAACCAGAAGACGUUGAUGAUACUGAAAAACAAGACGUUACUCAUAAAAAGAAAAAGAAGAAAAACAAAAAACAUCAACAAGAAGUUGUAGAAGCCAAACCAGAAGAGCAAAAAGAUAUUAUUGGACAGAAAGAUGCAGCAGACAUAAUUGUCACAGAAUCAGUUACUACAGAAACAGUAAUUACUCUCGACCAAAAACAAAAAUAUGACGAGAAGAUAGAAAAGACUGAACUUACUAAAACAGAAAGUUUGGAAAAGUCGCCUGAUUUAGUUGUACUUAUUAAUACCAAUGUAGAAGAACCAAAAAGUACUGUAGAAAAAGAAAUUAAGUCAGUUACAACUGAAACAAUUACCACGAAAUCUUCAGAACCUGUAAUAAUUAAAAAAGACUACAAAGGUCUUCCUAUUGAUAAGUCUACAAACCUCUUCAUAGACAUUUUGGAUGAACCGAUUGUUUUAUCUGAUAAAGAACAAGAAGUUAGUAUAGAACCAAUUCUUGAACCGUUCGAAAUGGUCGAAAAACCAAAAGUAACCGAGGUUGUUACAGAUUUUCUUGAUGCAGAAAAAUCUUUAACUCUAGACGAGCCUGUGAAAGUUCAACCAGAAGUCAGUAAACCAUUAGUAAAAGAGACCACUGAAGUAGCAAUUACUGAAACUACUCAAAAGAAACCAGAAAUACAAACCCAAGAAAUGAGUUCAGUAAAAAUAGAAUAUAAAGGUCUUCCUAUAGAUGAAACAUCUACUCUUUUCGUGGAUUUAUUAGACGAACCAAUUAUUCUCUCAGACGAAGAGGACUCAUCAUCUAAACCAACACCAGAUCAGGAUGACAAAGAACCUGACAUACUAAAAGAUGAAAAACCAAAGGAAGACAAACCAGCUUCAGUUGAAACUUCUAUAGAUCCAAAAGACACUCAAAUCACUGAAAUAAAACCAACCAAAAUUGAGUAUAAAGGUUUACCUGUUGACGAAUCUACAAAUCUCUUUAUGGACAUUUUGGAUGAACCUAUGGUAUUUUCAGAUGAAGAAGAACCACUUGUUCCAGAGAACAAAGAAAGCGAGUCUCCUAAAUUUACUGAGGAAGCAGUAAUUGUUGAAAAGAAAGAGGAUGAGAACACAACUGAGAAAGCAAAAUCGGCGGAUGUCCAAGUUACAGAGGUAACUACCACAUCCAGUGAAUAUGGUGACUAUAUUUUGAUAUCGCAAGAGAAAUCUGUAACACAAGAAUUUUUAGAUGUAGAAAAGUCUGAAACUUUGAAACAUAUUGAACCAAUCCCAGAAAAACUAAAAACGGAGCCGGAAAAGAAGGAAGAAACUCGUGAAACUGAAAAAGUUGUUGAAAAGAGUGAUAUUACACCAAAGGAAGAAGACAUUUCCAAGAAAGUUGAAGUAACCGUAGAAAAGAAACAAUACAAAGGUCUGCCUAUCGACGAAUCUACAAAUCUAUUUAUGGACUUAUUAGAUGAACCUAUGGUCAUCUCAGAUGAUCAAGAAGAACCACCAAAAAUAGAAAGUAUAAGCGAAAAAGAAGUUCCCACAGUAAAGACUGACAAAGUUGUGGUUGAUGACUUUUUGAAAGAUACUAAGAACGAAACAUUCGUCAUUACUGAAACCACAUCAACCGUUCAAACUGAAGUAGAAAAAGAACCUAUUGUAGUAAAGAAACAGGAAUAUAAAGGUUUGCCUAUUGAUCAAUCAAGUACUUUGUUUAUUGAUAUAUUGGACGAACCUAUGGUCUUCUCAGAGGAGGAAGAACCACCAAAAGUAGAAAACAUAUGCGAAAAAGAAGUUCCUACAGUCAAGACUGACAAAGUUGUGGUUGAUGACUUUUUGAACACAGAGAUAUCCACGCAUAGCGACCAAGAUACUAAGAAAGAAACAUUCGUCAUUACUGAAACCACAACGACCGUCCAAACUGAAGUAGAAAAAGAACCUAUUGUAGUAAAGAAACAGGAAUAUAAAGGUUUGCCUAUUGAUGAAUCAAGUACUUUGUUUAUUGAUAUAUUGGACGAACCUAUGGUCUUCUCAGAUGAGGAAGAACCACCAAAAGUAGAAAACAUAUGCGAAAAAGAAGUUCCUACAGUAAAUACUGACAAAGUUGUGGUAGAUGACUUUUUGAACACAGAGAUAUCCACGCAUAGCGAUCAAAAUACUAAGAAGGAAACAUUCGUCAUUACUGAAACCACAUCAACCAUUCAAACUGAAGUAGAAAAAGAACCUAUUGUAGUAAAGAAACAGGAAUAUAAAGGUUUGCCUAUUGAUGAAUCAAGUACUUUGUUUAUUGAUAUAUUAGACGAACCUAUGGUCUUCUCAGAUGAGGAAGAUGGAAGCCAAAGAGUGCCACCAAAUGACACAGCUAUAGUUUCAGAAAUUCAGCAAGCGGAGGUAUCUAGGCCUAGCGACGAAGAUACUAAGAAAGAUAAAGUUGUAUUUACUGAAACCAUAUCAGUACUUAAAACAGGAACAGAGCAAGAACCGAUUGUAAUAAAGAAACAGGAAUAUAAAGGUUUGCCUAUUGAUGAGUCAAGUACUUUGUUUAUGGAUAUAUUGGAUGAACCUAUGGACUUUUCUGACGAGGAAGAUGACAGUCAAACAGUGCCACCAAAUGAUACUGUUGCAGCUAUUCAGCAAAAGACUGAUCUCAAAAAAGAUGAGAAUACAAAUCAAGAAAUACAAGAAACUCUUGAUACUAAUACCACAUUUAUAGAAGUAGAGAAGUCUGUAACAAUAUUGCAAAAUAAAGAAGACAUAUUACAGGAAAUUCCAACUGAACACAUCUCUGUAACUCCUGAAAAAAUAGAAACACCUGCGGCAAAAUUAGAGAACAAUUUAGCUGCAGACACAUUCACAACAGUAGUGUACGAUGUAGUUAGUCAAAAUAAGGCAGAAGCGACUUAUAUAGUAGAAAAGGAAGAAGAAAAACUACCAGAGGUGAUUCAGGAGGUAGUUCAAGAAACUGCUGAUACAAGACAUUUGGAAGAUUUCCUGGUUUUAGAUCAAUUUACCACUAUGACAUACGAUAUAAUCUAUUUAAACAAACUAGAAACAGAAUAUGUUAUAAACAAACAGAAAGUUGUAAUUACAAAGGAAGAAACGCCAAAUGCAGAAACUGAUGAAAUUGUACCAGAAGAAAAAGAAAAAGUCGAAGACAUACCAACUGUAACAAAACAAGAAAAAUCCAAACCAUCUGAAGUUGUUGAAGUAAUAGAAACAAACAUUACUAAAGAACCAUCAUCGUCUGUAAAAAUUACUGUAGAUGAGACUGUUUACCACUAUGAUGUUAUAGGAAUGCGCCAUGAAGAAACCAAAUACUAUGAGUUACUGUCUAAACAAGUUAUUGAUAAUGAACCUAGCAAAGAACCGGAAAAAAUAAUAGAACCUGAAAUUACUGCAAAGGCAGAAAACAAGCCAGUCCUAGAACUAGAAGAUAGUUCCAAAUAUGACCUAAGCCAGCUGCUUCAAGCUGAAAUCGUAUGGUAUGAACGAAAAGCACAAGAAGAUAAGAUCAUAUCUGAGACACUUGAAGUUGAAGAUAAUGUUGUAGAAACGAAACCCAUAUCUGAAGAUAUAGAAGUGGUAAUCAAAGAAUCUGAAAUCACGACAAUUGGUCAAGAGGUAGAUUUGGAAAGUAUAGAACAAACGCCUGAUAUAGAACAGACACCAGCUGAAUCAGUAACGAAUGCAAUCGAAAAUAUUGAAACCGUUAUUGAUACUGGCGUAGACAUUAUUAAAGAAAUAAUCGAUGAAGUAAAACCUGUAGAUAUUCCUCUGAAAAAGGAAGAGGAGAAUAGAGUAGAACUUGAGCAUGACCUAUUAGAAACUACUGAAACCAUCGUUGAGACUGGAGUAGAAAAUAUGGAAUUAUCAGAAUCUGUAGAAGUUCCUGUAGAAAAUGAAGUCCAGCCUAAAGAUACUAAAGAAUCUGCAGAUAUCUCUUUGCAAACGGAACACAGGAAUAUUGAGAAAGUUGAAACUGAAACCCUUACAGAAAUAAAUAGAGAAGUAAAGAUGCCUAAACCUAAAGUAGAAACCUCGAUGAAUACUGAACUCGUUCAAAAUAAAGAAUCUGUAGAUGUUGCCUUCCAAGUAGAACCAACAAAGGAAACCAAUAUUAAUAUUAAAUUUAUUGAGAAUGAACAAGUUACUUCUCAGAUCACUGAUUCUGUAACAAAAACAGAAGAAUCAACAAUUUUAGUCUCCUCAAAAGAGCCAGAAGUCGAUACAAUUGUAGUAGAACCAGCUAAAGACAUUGAACAACCAAUACCUGAAAUUGAGGAUAAUGUUUCUUCUCAAGAACCAAUUGUAGAAUCAGAGGAAACUGAUGCAGAACUGGUUCCUCAAUUAGGACGUUCACAUUCACAAUUUGAGGCUAUAGUUGACCAUAUAACAGAAUUUGUUCCAAAAUCAGAUGUAUAUCAGUCUAAAUCCUCUUACAGUUUAAAUCCAGAUGCUGCAGAAUUUAUACCCAGCUCACGAUCGCAAAUAACAACUGUUCCGGAUACUAAAGACUAUACUCAAGUGUAUGAAGAAGAAGAGGAACUAAGUUGGGAGGGAGGUAAAAGCGAUUCGACGAUGUUCGAUCAAUACGAGUCUACGUACAACUUACCUCCAGCUCAUACUACGAAAUGGGUGACUGAUAUACUUGAGGAUAAUGAAGAUAAGAAACGACAUGAAGAAAGAUUAGAACAACAAAGAAUGGAAGAGAGCUUGCUUCCUAGGGAUGUGGUUUCAGAACUAAAAGUUGACAAAAUUAGAGAUAUUAUUACUUCUCAACCAUGGACAGAAACUAUAAGUCCAAAGUUAGAACAAAGAGUUGAAAUUAUACCUACAGCUCCAGUAGAAAUUAAACCUGUCAAUAAAUGGGAGAGUUUAGGCGGAGACAAGACAUACGCAGACAUCGUAGCUGCAAAUGCGCCAGUUAAAUCAAAACGAGAAGAUUCUCCAACUACGAUUAAAGAAACUGGUAUACAAAAAGUGGAAAUCAAAGUAACGGACCUGGACGAACCGUUUACAGAAGAAAUAUUCGAGAAACCUACCAUUACAACAGACGCUGAAGGUUUUAUGGAGGUUGCUACCAAAAAGGGCAAGAGGUCCAGAUCAAGAUCUAGGUCUCGACAAAGACAACCAAAAGCUCCUGCAGAUUCUUCUCCAGAAUCUAUAGAGGUAGUAAAAACUAUAGUUACUGAAACCAAAGAAACUUUUGUGAAACCUAUUAAAACUGAAGAAACAUUCGACAAUAAUACACAACUCCCCAGUGGUCUGACUUAUGCGAAAAUACUUGGAUCCCCAGUCAUCAAACCAAAUGAGAAACAUUCUGAAACGUCUAUAAAAGUAGAUGAGAAACUUAUAACGUCAACAAAAGAUAGUUCAGAACCGCAUAUCAUCGAAACAUCAGAGCCGAAGAAAUAUCCUUCUGUUGAAGAUACAGGAGAAAAAUUGGAGAGUAAAGGUAAAUCUAAAAAGAAUAAAAAGAAAUCCAAGUCUCCAGUUACAACUGAAACCAAGGAAAUUGUCACAAUUACAGAAGAUUUUGUAGAUCAUGCAGCAAAAGUUGAAAUCCAGGAAACUACCGAAAUACAAGCAUCUGAAAAUAAGAUGGAAGAUGCUAUAGUACACGAAAAAGAACCUGAAGAGACCAUUAUUUUCACUGAAGUAAUACCAAAGAAGCAGCGACAGGAAUCCCCUUCAGCUCAGAUUAAUGCUUUUAUAGAAGCAGAAAGAUAUACUGAAAUGGAUGUACCGAAAAAGGUAGAUCAGGUAAAAUUAAAAGAAGUAGAAACAAAAGAAACAUCUUUUGAUACGACUGAUCAAGUUACCACUAACAGUACAAUAUCAUAUGCCAAAAUAUUAUCCAGCCAACAUGAAAAACUACCUACUAAACCAGAAGUUAAAUUGGUUGAAACAUCUCCUAAAAGAGUUACUACAACAACUGAAGUAGUUAAGAAAAUAGAACCAAUUCAAGCAGAAGAAGACAAGUCCGAUAUUGAUAAGCAUUUAACAGUUGAAAAGACAUCUAGAAAGUCUAGAAAACGAUCAAAAACUCCAAAGCAUAAUAUUGAAGUUCAAGAAGACAAGCCUCAAAGUCCAGAAGUAGUACAAGAAGAUAUUAAGCCUACUGAACCUGUAGAACAGUCUCAAAUAAGUUCUACUGAUAACACUGUCUCAUCCUAUGCUAAAAUUUUAUCAAGUCAUCACACAAAACCAAGUGCUAAACCUGAAGUUACAAUAAUUCAAACCACAUCUUCAGAAACUACAAAAGUUGUAGAAAAAAUUGAACAACCUGUAGUUACAGAAAAAGAUACAUCGGUUAAUGUGGCAGUAGUAGAUCAUUUGGAAGUUGAAAAGAAACCUAGAAAAUCUAGGAAACGAUCAAGAACUCCUAAACCAACUGUUGAAGCCGAUCAGGUCAUUGAUAAGUCAGAAAUGUUGGAGAAAGUAGAUACCAAACUUGAUGUUGAAGAAUCAAAUAAUGUAUCUGUUAAUACCUCGUAUGCAAAAAUUUUAGCAUCUCACCAUGUGAAAACUACGGCAACACCAUCUGUAGAAGUGACAGAACCUUUACACAAAGACAUUACUACGGCCGAAGAAGCCGAACUUAUAGAGCCAGCAGUACCCGCAGAAACUAAAGCAGAUGCAGAUAAACAACUAAAAGUUGAACCAAAAUCAAGAAAGUCCAGAAAAAGAUCCAAAACACCUAAAGAAAAAUCCGAAGAAAGUCUUGUUGACAAAAUUGAACAUGUUGAGCCAAUUAAACAAGAAGAAAAGAAAAUUCAUGAUGAACCAGUCAAAGAAGAAGAAAAGAAGCCUGACGUAAUUGAACACCUAGAAGUUGAAAAGAAAUCGAAAAAAUCUAGAAAAAGAUCAAGGACGCCCAAGCCAAUCGAUGAACCGAAACAAGAAAUUUCACCUGCUGAAGAAAGACCUAGCACCAAGCCUGACGUUCAAGAGCCUGUAGAUAUUUCUGCAGAACAGAUUCACCUUAAAACUAGUUUCCAUCACUUAACUUACGCAGAUGUCGCUAAAACUGGAAGAAGUAGAGAAUCCUCACCACACCCAAGAGCCUUUACUGAAAUAGAUACUAGUAAAAUUCAAAAUGUACGAAGAAGUGACUCUCCUGAUGUCAAACCAGUAGAUCAAAAAGUCGAAGAAACAUUUAUUCAUAGAAAUGUGUCUGAAGAAGUAGUCGAAACGAAAGAAUCUUUACCUAAAAUAAGAGAAUCAAAGCAGAUUUCUCCAGUUGAAAUCGGUACAUUUAUCGAAGAAGAAAGAUCCGCUAUAUUAAAGGAAAAUGAUCACGUCGUCGAUAGUUCUUGGGUCAUAAUAGAAGAGGAAGAACUUAGUUAUAUACCAGAAGUAAUACCACCUGUCAUUGUUGAACCAGAACAAAUAGAUGCAGAUACUACUGAAAAAGAUGAACCUACACAAGUUAAACCUGAAGAUAGUUUACCUGAAGAUCAAAUUGAACAUACAGAGUCUAUCAAAAAGCCAAGAAAUCGGUCUAAGUCAAAACGCCAAAAAGCCCCUAAAGAGCAAGAAUUGUCUGAAACUAUUGAGCAUUCGCCACGUGUAUUACCAGCUAUAGCUACUGUCCAAUCUAACGAACAGUUUGAAGUUAAAUCAAGGUCUCCUAGUAGAACCUACGCAUCAGUUGUGAAGUCUCAUAUAGAAGAAGUUACUCCUGAAUACAUUCAGUAUACCCAAGUUAUUACUUCUAUCGAUAAUAAACCCCAGACCGUUGAAACCAUUACUGAUUCAACAGUCGAAGAAACUACAGAAGAGAUAACAUCAGAAAAAGUAGUGGAGCAACCCACAGUGCAAGAAUUGCAAACAACAGAGACGAAAAGUAAGAAAAAGAAAACCAAGAAACAUAAAACAGGUACACAAGAUUCUCCUAAAAUAUCUGUAGAUCAAGAACAAUCAUCUAUUGAUGAGUCGUCAAUAAGAAUAGACGUAGAAGAAACAUCUACAACAUCUACAGAAGUUGAGGUUAAAUCUAAAAAAGAAGAAACGACAGAAAUUCCUGAAUCUGGUGAUCAAACACAAGAAAUUACUGUAUUAGAAGUAACUGAGACAGUUAAUCAAGUUGAUGUUGAUAAUCAAAUUACAGUAACUUCAGACACACAAGAUCAAGUAGAGUCUGUUGAUAUCGUUAAACCUGUAGAUAUUCAACAAGCAGAUAAAUCUGUCGACGCAGAUUCUAAAUCAAGUUCUGGUAAUCAAGUAAUAAUAACAGGAAUAACAGAAUCUACAAUAACUACAGAAGUUCAAUCUAAUAUUGAGAAUAAAGAAGACUAUGUAGAAGACAUUAAUACAGAAUUCAUUAAAAAAGAAUCUAAAGCAAGUAAAGAAACUUGUGAGCAACAAGUAGUUGAGACAAUUGUAGACUACGGUACGCCAGAAACUAUAGAAAUAAUUAAGGGUACAAAAGAAAUUUUAGAAGUGGAGAAAUCAUCAGAUUCUGAUCAACUUAAAGCCUCAGAAAUAAAAGCGAUUGAGGAUCAGAAAACUAAACCUACUGAAAGUGUUUCAGAGAUUGAACCUUUGAAAUCAUUAGAGGAAGGAAAAAUUGAAGUCAGUGUCAGUAAAGAAGUCACAACAGAUACUAUUGUACCCUCUAAAGAUGAGCAUAAACUUCUAUAUUCAGAGAGUGUUAAACAAAUUCCAAGCCAACAUGAAUUUGAAAAAACUGAAAUGCCAAUUAGGCCCGUAGAAGAGAAUGUUAAAGUAGAAGCUAUCCAACUAAUACAAUCGAAGGACCAAGAAAAGGCUGAAUUACCUAAAGAAGACACACCAACAAGUGUCACAGAAGUUCCAGUCGAAUCAAAGAAAUCUAAAAAAGGCAAGAAGAAGAAAGAUAUACAACAAGUAGAACCUGAUUCUGUAAAUAUUGAAACACCUACCAUAGACGUAGAAAAUAAGGAAGAGCCUGCAACAAUUGAAGUCAUUCAAUCAGUUCAAACUUUAGAAACAGAAGAAUCUGAAAUUAAAGCUGAGCCUUCUAAAGAAAUACCAGAAAAUGUUCUCGAGGUACCGACAAUAUCGCUGUCGAAGAAAUCUAAGAAGAACAAAAAGAAGGAUACAGUACAAACAGAGCAGAUAGAACCUGUAUCUGAACAGAUUGAGAUACCAAUUGUAGUCCAAGAAGAUAAAGAAGAGACAGUUACGGUUGAAAAGGUCCAAGCAAUUGAAACUAAAGAAGCGCAAGAAGCUGAUGUUAAGAUUGAAUUACCUCAAGACUCGCCAGAAAACGUUGAAGAAGUACCGCUAUCAUCACCAUCGAAGAAAUCUAAGAAGAACAAAAAGAAGAAGGAUGCAGAACAAGCUGUAGAACCUGAAUCUGUAAAUAUUGAAGUUCCAACCAAAAUUCACGAAAAUAAAGAGGAAACAGUUACUGUUGAGGUUAUUCGUGUUGAUCAGACCGAAGCUACCAAAGAGGCUAAAGUUCAGACUGAACUAUUAAAAAGUGAAGACGAGUUACCAACUGAAACUCAAUCUAAAAAAUCUAAGAAAAACAAAAAGAAGAAAAAUGAUACUCAGACAAAAGACGAUACACAAUCUGAUAUUGGUCCGGUCUCAAUUGAGUCAGAAGACCCAACCAAAUUACAAAAAAUUGAAACUAUACCAUCAGUUGAACCUCAAGAACAAAUAACUACUGAGGGCAAAACACAAGAGGUUAGAAAACUUACAUACUCAGAUAUUGUUAAAGAACAUACAGAAUCAAAGAAAGAUAUUUUAAAACUACAAGUUAAAGAAGAAACUGAAAUUACAUUACCUAAAGAUAUUGAAGAUCCAGUUAAGAUUAACGAAAACGAAGUUACCCAGGUAGUUAAAACUGAAGAAAUUGUGGUUCAGACUGAUUUAACCCAAGAUGUCUAUUCAGCAAGCGAUAAUGAGAAAUUAAUGGAAUCUGUGCCAAAGAAAUCUAAGAAAAACAAAAAGAAGAAAGGUAUUGUGGAAGUAGAAUCUGAUACUAAUGUAUCUAAAGAUAUUGAAGAACCAAUCAAAAUCGUCAAUGAGAAAGUAAUUGAGGCUGUUAAAACUAAAGAAAUUAAAGAGACUGAUGUUGAAGCUGUUACAGAUCAGAAAAACGUAGUACUCCUUGAAACUGUUGAUGAGGUUCAUGCCGAAUCCCUAUUGAAGAAAUCUAAGAAAAACAAAAAGAAGAAAGAUCCUGCUCAAAUAGUGCAAUCUGAGGUUACUACGAGCUUAAGUGAAAUAGAACAAUUUAUACAAUCUGAGGUUACUUCUAGCUCUAAUGAAACAGAACAAGUUGUGGAAUCUGAGGUUACUCCUAGCUCAACCGAACCAGAACAAGUUGUGCAAUCUGAUGUUGCUCCUAGCUCAAGUAAGCCAGAAGAAUUUGUGCAAUCUGAGUUUACUCCUAGCUCAAGGAAAACUGGUAUAAAUACUGAAAUCGUUCGUGAAGUGACGAUUACUACUGUAGAAACGCCUACAGAAACUGAAAGAACAGAAGAACAUACUUAUGUCACCUCUGACGUUAAAAAAGAAGAAGAACUGACGCCACAACAAGAAUCUGAGUUGUUUAAAGUUGAAAGUUGUGUUGGUGAAGAAGUUGUUGAUAAAAAUGAGUUGAAUAAACGAGUAGUUCAACAAUUUUUAGAAGAUGCCAAGUUAUACGAUCAGUCUGUUUUGAAAGAGACAAAAGUAGUUCAAGAAUUUUUAGACGAUGCCGCGAAAUAUGAUGAAGCUUAUUUGCAACAAAAUGAAACCGUUGAAUCGAAUGUCUCUGCUGAAUCCACACCUUCAAAACCAUCCAAAAAGAAAGAAAAGAAGUCCAAGUUUGAGUCUGAGGAAUCGAAGAAACCUGGUUUUAUAAAAUCAUUAGUGGCAACUGUGGUUAGUAAGAUCACUGGAAAAACUAGUGAGUCUCAGGAUGUAGAUGACGAGAUUGUAGGUCCUCAACCUUUAGAAGCAGACUCGUUAAAUACGCUUAUAAAUAAUUUAUUACUAGACGAUGGUUUUUGGCUAACAAAGAAAAUCUAUGACGAAGCCGAAGAAAAUUGGCAAUUGGAGUUGGCGAUGCAACGGAAAGAACAAGGUUCUGGUGACGCUGUGGUUCUACCAAGUGGUCCACCAGAUGACGAUGGUGGUUCUGACGGUUCUAGCGGUAGAAGCUCGCCUCGCGAUCAAACCGGAGAAUCUCUCAGUAGAACACUACCCAACUCUGAGUACAUGAUGUACAGCUUACCUGGUGGUAUAGCUGGUUGGAAAGAGCAAAGUACUUACCUACCUCCAGAACCUUUAGUCGAGAAUAAUACUCUAGUAACUUGCGGUGCCAUCGAACCCCUACCCGAUACCUCCUCUUUAGGGCCUCAAAUGCAGCCAACGAAGUCGACGACUCUAGGUGGAUCCGGGAAUGACAGACAUCUCAAAAAGGAGUGCACAGACGAAGUCCAACUACUUCAAAAAUCCUUGGAUACUACAGAAGGAACCAUAGAGGCUCUUCCUUUGGAAAGCUUCGAGGACAUGAUUGCAGCUCUAGAGACUGUCACUAGUAAUUUGAAGAAACAUGCAACUGAAGCGAUACGACUUGAAGGUCAAGUCAACUCGCUGACUGCAGACCACGAAACUCAAGCUUUAGCUGCCCAAUUGGCAGGCAUUCGAACGCGCAUCGCUACAUUAUUGUCUCAAGCUGAACACGGAAGACUCUUAGUAGUGAAUGCACAAGAAACCCAACAGAAGAAGAAACAGGAAGUCACCAAAUACCAGGAACUAUUGAUAGAGAUCCAAACUUGGCUGGAAAUUACAAAGACCAAAAUCGAAACCUACUUAAUUAAACCCCAAGACGAAACCCAAGCAGAAGAUUACAUAAACAACCUCGAGGCUUUACAAAUAGAAAUUUUGCAAAGAGAACAAAAACUUGAGGAACUCAAAGUUGAAUGUGAGAAAUUCAAAAGCUACCCAGAUAUACAACCCCUGGUUAAAACUUUACUGGAACAACUUGAAACCGUUAUUACUAUCUUUGAGGAACAAAAAAUAAUAAUAGUCACUAGACUCGAAACAACAAGGACUAUUUUAACACAAAUAAAAGAAAGUAGACUAAAACUUGAAACACCUGAUGUUUCUCUUGAAAACACACUAGAUUCGACGUCUAUGCCAAUAGAAGAAGCUCCUGUUACUGUUGAAACUAAACACGUAACGGAAACCAUUGAAAAGAUUGUUCCAAUACCAGUAGCUUCUAUUGAAACACAAACAGGUCGAAGUUUAUCUUCCCCUGUAGAAGAACCAUUAACUAAAGAUUUUACUGUAACAUACAACCAGCCAGUUGAUGUUCAAAUACAAACCAUGUCUCAGCCUCAAAGUGAAGUUGAGCAUGCUCAAACAAAAGAGACUAUAACUAUUUCGAAGAAGACUUCUGGAGGUCAAGAAACCAUCCAGAUUGCUACAAAGCCUGUUACAGAUCCUCAGCCAAUUAUUGAAGAACCUGAUGAUCUUCUGGUAGAAGCAGAUUACAGAAGAAGACCUCAAUCUGAAACUAGAACUACUGAAUUGAACAUAACAAAUGUCCAACCGAAUCAACCGUUUGAGACAGUAUUUGUCGAACCAGAUGAAACCACGACCGAGGUUAUUGUUGAUGCUGAUGGUACCAAGAGGAUAAUAGUUAAGAAAUUGCAUAGAACUGUUGUCAGACAUCAACAGUCUUCCCAACAUCAACAAUUUUCUACGCUUAGUACUCUAACAGAGGGAGGAGUACCUGUUACACAAUCUUUCUCCCAAAUUACAUUGACUGGACAGCAGAGUGCUACUUCAGUUGCUAAAGGCGAUGGAAGCAAAGCCACAGUUAGCAGCCAAAAGUAUGGUGGACGAGUUGUAUCCGGAGCUCCAGGAGGAGAUAUCAACAUCCAGGAAUAUGAAACUGAACCAGAAACUCAGUUUUCAGCAACGGGCCCGACUUUCAAACCAGAAGAAGUGGAAGUACAAGGUGUUAAGCUACAUGAAGGAGAUAUCGCUUUUGUAGAUGGUCAGAAUAACCAGUUAAUUCCAGCUGGUUCCUCACAAGUGGUGCUUGAAGGUAAUGAAAUCCAUACUUCUAGUUCAAGCGUUAGAGCAGUCGUACAGCAAGUAACUAGAAGGAUUAUUAGAAAAACACGUAGAAUCAUACGACGAACAGUUAUUAUAGACGGAAAAGAGCAUGUUCAAGAAGAAGUCAUCGAAGAACCAGAAGAAAUUGAGGUAACGGAAGAGGGUAUACCUAGGGUAAGCAUCAACGUAGUAAGAACUGAAAACGGCAACGUUGUGCAGCAGCAACAGUUUGGUGAAGAACCAAUAGUAGAAGAACCAGAUGUUGUAGUAACUAAAAAGGUAACUACAGUGACUUUAGAUGCCCAAGGAAGACCAAUGGAAACCUUACCUGAAGACGUUACUGUGGUUACACAACCAAUGAAACAAGAAAUUACUAUAACUGAAUUGAAGCAAACAGAGUUAGAUGAGAAAGAACCUACUGCACCUACUGUAGUAUCAGAUACAAAAGUCGAGGAGCAAAUUCGUAUUUCAUCUGUUGACGCAACAUCAAAACCAAAGACUGAAGUUCAUUUAACUGAAAAAGUUUCCAAAGUCACUGCAGAACAACCAGAAGAGUCGGUUCUUGUCGGAGGAACUGAAGAGAGGUAUGUGAUAACUCAAAGCACUGCACCACAGCCUGAUACUGCACAAGUCACUGAAUUUGUAAAAACAACUGCAACCAAACAAGUUCCUUUGGUAUCAGAUUUCUUAGAUAAUGAAAGGCUUGCUCAUAGUGAAAUUGAAAGUAGUCAGAUUGAUAUAGCACCUAGUGUCGACGCAGCACGCAUUGAUGAAGACAAAAAGACUCCAGAGGACGAGUCCAUUAAACCAGCUGUUAAAUAUGAUAUUUCACUUACUACAGACGAACUCCAUCCUACUGAACAAAAAGAGGCUCCGUCUACUGAAUCUGUUGAAGCCGAUAUGCCUCCUUCACAUUCAGUAGGCAAUUUUGCAGGGGCAAUACUAGAAGAACUGAACAACAUUGUUAGAACCGUGGAAGCAGCUGUACCUCCACCAAAAGAAGUAAUUAAAAUUGAAGUAAAAUCUUCAGACCACGACAAAGACACCAAAAUUGUAAGUGAACAGACCGUUACAGUCACCGACAUUAGACCUUCAUCUGUAGUUGUUAAAGAAGAAACAAUUAAGGACGAUACUGACAAUGCUGUAGUUGUUUCUCCAAUAGAAGUCGAAAUACCUACAGAUAUUCUAAAGAUAACUGAAGAUGUCAUUGAUAAGACUCCACCCAUUGAAGUUGAACCAAAUACUGAUUUACAUUCACCAAGUGCUCCUCCAUUGGAGGAAUUAUCAGAUAGUGGUUCCACUGAACGUCAUCUUUCCCAACAGUUCAUUCUCACAGAACAACAGCACCAUGCUCCAGUUGUUCAAGAAUUAAAGAAGUCUCCAAAGACCAAAAAGAAAAGAGAAUUUGGAAAAACUAAAAAGGUAUCUGGUACUCCUAGAACACAGAGUCCUCUUACACCAGCUGAUGAUAUAUUUGAAGUAGAAACUGGAAAAAUAUCUCCUGGUGUUACCUCCGAUGAGAUUGUAGAGGUUGCUCAAACAGUUCCUAAAGAGGUUACUCAAGGAACAACGCCACCAUUCGGUAUUAUAAAGAUACAAGAAACCGAAGCAGUAACAUCUGUGACUAGAGAAGUUGGAGGAAAUGUAGAAGUGGCUUUAUCUCUCGAAGAGACGAAACCGGAGAUUACUAUUAUUCGUCAACAAACACAGAUAGUUCAGGAGAAGACUCGACCCACCACUACCAGUUUAGACUUCAUCGAAAACGAAAAACAAUUUAGUGAAGCAAAGAUUGUACAAGAAAAACCUGAAUCUCAAACAGAACCACUUCAACCUGUAGAAGUAGAAGCAAUUCCUAUUAAGCCGGAUGAAGUAAUUGUAAAGACCGAUGAAAAGAACGUCAAAGAAUCUUUUCCUGCUCCAGUACAAGAAAGCAAAGUGGUAGUAACAGAAUAUAUUUCUCCACCAAUACAAGAAAGCAAAGUGGUAGUAUCAGAAUCUAUCUCUCCAGCAGUGCAAGAAAGCAAAGAGGUAGUACCAAAAUCUAUUUCUCCACUAGUACAAGAAAGCAAAAUGGUAGUAUCAGAAUUUAUCUCUCCACCAGUGCAAGAAAGCAAAGAGGUAGUACCAAAAUCUAUUUCUCCACUACCACAAGAAAGCAAAGUGUUAGUAGCAGAACCUAGUCUUGCACAAGUACAAGAAAGCAAAAUAAAAGAACCGAACCAAGAAGUUGAUAUAGUUCUUUCUCUUGAAGAAAAAUAUGAAGACUCCUCAAUAGCUACUCCCAAAGUUUCCAUCGCUAUGAAGAUUGAAGAAACAUCUGAUCUGACUAAACCUUCUGAAAUCUUACACAAAGAUAUUCACGUUCAGUUGCCAAAACUGGCAACAGAAAUAACUGAGACUAGCGAGUCAGUCGUACCAAAAUUGGAAGUUGAGCAAACAAAACCAUCUACUCCAAGCGAUAUCGACCACGGAGGCAGAAAGAGUAAAAAGAAAAAGAAACACAAAGACGUUAAGACGCUAACGCCAGAAGAAAAAGAUGAACCCAAAGAAAUUAAACCUGUAAAAGAAUCUCCAGUGGAACAACCGCUACAACCAGAAUCUACUGAAGUAGAAGAAAAGUCUGGAUCUGCGCAGAUCGAAACUCCAGUCGAAGAAAAGCCUGAAUCAAUGAUUCAAGAAAUAGAGGACGAAAAAGUUGAGUCUGUUGUUACAUCUUUAGCAGAAUCGGUAGAGAUAUCAAUUCCUGAAGAAUCUGUAAGAUCAGAAGAAACUCCAAAGCCAUCGCAAGAUAUAUUUGCCUCUGUUAGCGACUCUGAUGAUAGUCUUAAAGGAAAAGAAACAGGAUAUGAAGCAGAUAAAACUCUAGAAGAGAGCCUUGCUGAAGAAGACCAAGAUAAAAAGAAACGUAGAAAGAAAAAGAAAAAGCAAAAGGUCAAAGUUAAGGAAUCCGAAGAAUCAAACGUUCCAGCAUCUAUACAUGAGUCAUCUGCGGAUAACUCUGUGCCUUUUAGCGACGAUGAACCUCUUAAAGUUGAGAAAACGGAAGUUGAACAACCAAAGAAAACUAAAAAGCGCAAGAAGAACAAGAGAAAGCCAGAAGAAGACAGCGAACCGGAGUUAGAGUCGGAAGAGCCUGCUAUAUUUGAAGCAGGAGACGAAAUUAUUUCGCAGGAUGAUUCAUACCAAACAAUUUCGACUCCUUCAGAACCCGGUACCGUUAAAGUUGUAGAAGAAAAUGUAGUUAUCCGAUCGGAAAGCAAAUCACCCGAAGAAAUAACAACAAAGAUUGUAACUACUGUUCCUGUUAUAGAAGCUGUCAUUACAGAGGAAACUGUAGCUCAGACAUCUCCAGUUAAUAUAACCAACGAAUUUCUGGAAACUGAGCGAGCUGUACAAGAAGCUCCAGUCCAAAAGAUACCUGAAGUACCAAAAGAACAAGUCUCGGUUCAAACAUCACCAGAAACUCCAAAAGAAAUUGCAGAAGCAUUCAUCCAAACAAGCGACGAAGAAAAAGAAAUUGUAACUGUAAAACCAGAUGUUAAAGAAGGUUUUACUCAGGUUGAGAUUGAAACUACCGAAACGCUUACACAAACAACACCAAAGACCGAAUCUCCACAAGAAAAACUGACAACAGAAAUUACAGAGAUUUCUACACAGACAGUUACACCUGAGAAAGUAGAAAUCAUCGAGGAAGCCGUGCAGACCAUUUCACCAGAAAAGCCUGAAUUGAUCCGAAGUGAUUCUGCUAUGCAGACACGUGUAGAAAGUCGGGAAGAAUCAGCUCAAACUAAAUCUCCUGAGCAAAUUCAAACUACCGAAAUAGCAUCGCAAGUCCAACCAGAAAUUAUGGAAUGUGGACUACAGACGUCUCCUGAACCCUCUGCUCCACCAAUGGAAAAACCAGUUAGUGUCUAUUCACCUAUACCGAAAGUAGAAACUACAGAGAUUGUAACUCAGACUAGUCCAGUAAUUAUUCAAGAAGUAGGUGAAAUAUUGACACCAAGUCCAACACCCACUUCGUCUGAGGCUUAUGAGAUUCAUGUUAAGGCUUCUGUGCUGGUUCCGUCAUCAGAUAAUUCUAUAAGCGAGAUAGUCGAAAGUAAAGUUCUUACUGUCGAACCUACAAAGAUAGAACAACAAAUACAAAAACAAGAAACACCAAUAGAGCCAGUUCCAAUAAAAUCCAGUUCAGAAUCAGAAGAUGAGUACGAUGUUCAAGUUACUUUUGAUGGUGUUCCUGUAGAUAAACAUGCUGUCGUAACAACAUUCUUAGAUAAUGAAAAAGAAGAAGAUUGGACCUCAAGACGGCAUAAAAAACGCCAUAAGAAGUCAAAACAAAAACCUCAACCAAGCGACGCCAAUAUAGAAAAAGAUCUGUUUUCUGAAUUCAAGAGGCAGACUACAGUAGAGGAUACCGUAUCUCCGCUUUCUUAUGCUGACAUUACUAGAAGAUCGAGAACACCUUCUCCAACAAGACAUAUGGAACAUGAAGUUCCACAAACAUCUGAGCAAAAAGUGGAACAAGAAUUAACACCACAGAACAAGACCACAGUGACAACUACCCAAGUAGUUUCUAAAGUAUUUACAGAUAUUGACGAAGAUAAAGUAAAAACUAUUUCGAUCAAAGGUAAAAAGCCUACUCCUGCUGAAUUGGAUCAACAGGCGACAACAGUUGAUAUUACUCUCUCAGUUCCUCAAGAAUCAGAAACUGUUCCUGGUAUUGAAAUAACCACAAAAGAUACCUAUACUGUAAAGUCAGAUGAUAAAAUUCCACAAGUUGCUAACUUUACCGUUGAUUCAAUGCUUACUGAAGAAAAAGAUAUUCCUCUUUCUCCAGAAUCAGAGGAAGUGAUCAUAAAAUACGAUGUUAGCGUUAAACCUUCAAGUGUUACUUCAACUGUUGAUUUUAUAGAAUCAGAGAAAGACAGUGCUUUUAAUGACGAAAAUUCAGUACUGAUCAACGAUAAACCAAUAUCAUUACCUCAGACAAAACCUACUGCACCAGAACCAAGCAUUAUCAAGGCUGAUGAAGAUUUACCAUCUCAACUUUCUAAAGAGUCUACUCCUGAUACUGCUGCUAAAUUAGAUAAGCCUGAAAGUCAACUCUUGCCUCAAAUUCAGAAAACUGAAACCAAACCCAGUGUCACUGAACUUACAACAGAACAACUUGAAGUUAUUAUUAAGGAGGAAAAACAAAAGCAACCUCAGCCACAAACCAAAGUAUCAGAUGUACCAAAACCAACUCAACCCUCCGAUGUAACAGUUGUGAGCAAAGAAUUAGAGGAAGUACCAACUUCUCAACAGGAACUAACUAUUACAGAGGUAGAUGAAAGUAAACCUAAUGAACAAUCGCCUGAUGGUUACACUGUAACUGCUCCCGAAAGCACAGACAAGCAAAAGAAGAAGCCUCAGGUUGCCAAACCAAAAGGCAAAGGAAAACACGUUACGUCUGUGACUAUAGAAGAAGUACAAUCUCCAAGAAUCAUCGCAGAUACCCCUCUAACACCAGCUUCCGAUGCUGGGCCACUUUCACCACCAGAGUACUCUGUGUCAACCUGGCAAAGACCUCCAGAUGCUUCUACUGCUUUGAUUCAAGCAGAAGUCCAACGUUCAGUUCCCAUUAAGGAGGUUAAUAUUAGAUGGAACCAAACACAGGCACUAGAGAGAUUCAAAAACUUGCAGAAUGCAAAGAAAACGACACAUCUCAGCGAUGUGUUGUAUUUAGCCACUCUAAACGAGGUUAUUACAGACGAAACAAUUCAACAAAGGAACAAUAACAUUCAACAGAAUCUAGUCUUACUGCAACAAGCUGUGGAAAGAAGAGAUGUGGUUGUCAUACAGCAAACAGUGAUAACUACAGUGGAAACGAUUACUACUUGGUUAGAAACAAUAGAAUACAGAAUAUAUGUUAACAGACAACAAACUCUAGAAGGUCCAUCAGCUGCUAGAGUUCAAGAGUUUAAUGAGCUCAAGCAAGAAAUUGCCAACAUCGAAACCAAAGUAGAGCAACUUCAGUCGGUCAUCAAACAGACAGACGACAUUUACAACGAAGAUGAGCGACAGAGAAUCAAGAGUUACGUAGAUUCCCUUCAACAACAAGUCAAAGUUAUUGAAGAAGUUACAGAAGAAAACGAACAAAUUGCUGCUGAAGACCUGAAGAGGUGGAACGAAUUUUUGGAUGAGGUAACCACAACUAACAAACAAGUCAGAGAAUUGAGAAGGCAAUUAAGUGAGCUAAAAGAUUCUGAUGCCUCUCCUCAAACCAAACUGAGCGAACUUGAGAAAAUAGAAAACAACAACAGAUCUCAAAUUGUUAAAAUUGUCCAUCUGAUCGCAACUGCCAAAGGCUUGAUGAGAGAUUUCCCCACUAAAGAAAUUCCACGGGAAGUUUACCUAAACAAUGAGAUAGCCAAACAGAUCGAACAACAAGUUGUUGUAGAAAGAGAAAAAGCUUACCAAUUCCUCUCUUUGGCUGAUGAAUACGAGCAAACUUUAAAAGAAUUCAGCCAGAUUAUUUUAAUAGCCGAAGCAUUGAUUGAAAGUCCGAUAUCUGUUCGUAAUUUGGAACAUUUAGAAGACGAGAUGCAGAAUCACCGCAAAUUCUUCGUUAACUUGAGUCAUUGUAGAGCAAUUCUUGAAUCACUUGAAGAAAAUCUGGAUUCGGAAACAAGAGCAAUACAUUCACAACUCCAUCAAAAUCUGUACGAAAGAGCCAGUGUUAUAUUAGAUAAAUCAACUGGUCGAUUCCAACUAAUGUCCUUAGCUGCUUCGAGAUGGACAGUUUUAGAACAGAGCACCAGAGAUGAACUGAGAUGGUUACAAGUAGCUCAACAACGUGUUCCAGAUUUAAAUAGCGUCACAUCUUCAGAUUAUGAACGAUACAUCGAUCUUCAUAACUCUUUAGCUGCUGAUAUAGACUACCACCACGCCAAACUUACUCAUCUAAAUUGCGUCGCUCAAAAAUUACAAGAACUGGUUUCUUGUUCCGAACUAGAACAAGCUUACUUUGAAUCCCUUGAAAUUAUCCAGAAGCUUCAAGAGGAUGUUCAAGUCAACCUAGAGCGACUCCAAGCUUUUAAAGAUAGUUGGAAGAUGUACAACCUGCUUAGUGACAAAGUCGAAUAUUGGUUGAAAGAAGCUGGAAUAGAACUAAGUCAAAUCGAAGUACCUUUCGGUCCAAGAGGUCAUCUAAGACGCUUCUGGGAACUGAAAGCUCAACAUGAAGUACAUAAUUCAGCUCGAGUAAACGCUGGAACUGCUCUUGACAAAUCUCUUCAAAUUGUUCCUAUCAGUGACGAAAUGUAUCAGAGAGCAAAUAACUCAGAACUGAACGCUCAAUGGCAAAGAGUGUCUAAGAAAAUAAAUGAGCUAGAAGCUUCUAUUUUGGACAACAUUUCAGCACCAGAUGUUCCAGUAAAUGACAAGCUGCUCUUCUUGGAACAAGAGCUACAAGACCUCAAAACUGACGUCGACAACUUAAAAGGUAUUAUAAAAACAGAAGAAGAAUUAAGCUUGUACGUUGAACGACUCCAAAUAAUGGCAACCAGAACAGAAACUAUCCAGAAUGAAUUGAGUAGACUCGGUUUAUUAUCAGCUGCUGAGUCAGAGAAGGUCGGUACUCUUCUAGCCUUGUCCAAGAGGUUAGAGGUAACCAUAGCCGAAGAACUGGAAGGAGGAACUUUAGUAAAAGAGCAAUUACAAGCCAUUCAAAAGAGCAUUGAACGAGUUAGAAGGAAACAUGGAGAAAUGAGUAAGAGACUAGACCUUUGUGAAAGCUCGGAAAAACUAGGCAGCGACUCGAUCGAGAAGUCAGUCUCCGAAUGCUACGAAGUAGGAGAAGAACUAGUAACUUUAUGGCAAGACUUAAUGGCCAUCAGACAACUACUUCACGGUCUUCCAACUAGACUGAAGGUGUCAGUGUCUCCACUCACCGUCGAAAGAGACAUCUCCAAAUUACAGGAUGACCACACAGCUUUGGAGAAGAGAUGCGGCGAUAUCCUGGCUCUUCUGAGAAGCAGAUUGGCCUUGUGGAAGAGGUUCGAGCGGCAGUUGGAGUUGGUGCAGCAGAGUGUACAAGAGGCGGACUUCAUGGUCGAGCUUCUUACCGUACAAGGAACUGUGGAUUACGAACGACUGAGGAAAGCAACAGAAAGAUUAGAGAGUGUCUCAGUAGACCUAGUUUCCCGCGAGAACCUCGUCUCCGAACUCAAGGACGCAUCGAAGCCGCUGUCAGACAGCUGCUCCCCCGAGAUUUCGGCCAAGAUCGAAGCUGCAGUGAAGGAAGCCGUUACAGCCUACGAGACGACGUGCACCAACUUGAAGGAGCUGUGCACCAAGUACCACAACGCCGCAGACCUAUGGAAGCAGUACAAAGAAGCUUCGGACUUGGUGAAAGAAUGGAUUGAGAAUCCAAUGGAGUCCGUAGAGAAUUUAGAACCCGAGGAGGCCAUCCAACAUGUCAAGGUUUGUGAGGAAACCUUAGCUGCCCAUACCAAGCGUCUAGCGAAACUUCAACAACUGGUGUCCGGUAUAGCAUCCGCAGUUGGACUCGAUGCCAAUGCACUUUUAGGUGGAGAGGUAGAAGCUCUAGGAAAACGCCUUGAAGAUGUCAGGGAGUCGCUCACAGCCCUCGCAGACGUCGCAGAAUCCAAAGCGAAGAUCAAGAAAGAUAACCAAAAGGAAAUUAAUGGAACCAAAGAUUAUUUGGAUUCUGUUCAAAAGAGUAUCACCAAUAUUGAAAAGAAUGGUGCAGAUUCGGACAAUGAAGAAAAACUGUUGGUCUUGAGGGACCAUCUACUAGCCCUCAGCAAAGCCGAAGGACAAAUCCAGAAGCUCAAAGACAAAACAAUUGAAAUCUCCACCACAAAAACCGAAACAUCAGUAAUAGAAAUUCUUGAAUUAUGGCAGCAAGUGUUCAGAGAAACCUUCCAACAAUAUCAUCGUUUGAGUACCAGAUUGGUUAAAAAUGAAGACGGCGCAGCUGCUCUCAAAUUAUGGCAAGAAUACCUAAUGAAUGUACAGCAGUUCUUGCAAGGAACUAUUCCUGGAGAUUACCACAGUCUGUCAGACCAUCAACACCUUUGUCAAAUACACCAGAAUUUGCUAACGACUCAGCAAAAUGUUCUACAACCUGCUGGUAAAGGUGAUCAGUUAGCUAGUGGAUUAGUUGAAUCAAGUGUAAUGGAACAAUUCAAUUCUCUAACGAAUCUCCACAAUGAGACGCUUUCUAGAAUUUUAGAUAGACACGCUGAAGUUCAGAAUCGUUUGGAUGCUUGGGAGAAAUACAAUGGCGACCAGAAUAAGCUGCUGAAUUGGCUUAAAGGUAUUGAAAAAGAAAGGGAACGCAUGCAGCUUAGAUACAUGCAUAUUAGACGAAUUCCUAAACUACUUUCUAGAAUACAGAACCUCUUGGACAAAGUUCCACAAGGCGAAGACCAAGCUGAUGAUUUGCAGCGGCAACAAAAUCAGUUGUUGCAAUUCUGCGAUGAUGCUUUAGCUACCUCGAUUAGAAUGGAACAUGUUGCAAUAAAACAACGUCUGUCCAAUCUGCAAGCUGGCUUAGAUACCUGGAAACAAUUCUUAGAUAGAAUAACUAUUUUAGUAAAAACAUACGAAGACACUGUCUAUAAGGUCCAGAAAGAGUUUGAUGAAAUACAAGAGAUUGUAAAUGAAACAGUAUUGAACCAGCAAACUUCUCUGUCUGUAGUUAGUAACAAACUGGAUAUUCUACGUAAUACCAAAGAUCGUCUAACUGCUACUAGUAAUAUAUUACAACAACUCAGCCAAAUGCAAGAACAGCUGAAAGAGUGUCUCAGUCCUUCAGACAUGAAAACUAUUAACCAAAGAAUGUGGUUAUUGCGUCACCAACACGACGAUUUGGAACAUCAACUAGCUAAUAUUUGCCUUCAAUUAGAAGAAAAACUUGGUAUUAGGUCCACGUUCGAAGCCAGAUAUACCAAGUUCUCAACAUGGGUUGAUGACGUAUUAAAACGACUAAACCACGAAUAUGACAUGAACCAAACUCCUCUACCAGAACACAAACUACUAGUACCCAAAGAAUUGUUGAGGAAAAUAGACUCUGAACUUCAAGCUGAGAUGGCUCUCAAAGAAAGAGAGUACAACUGGUUGGUGAAAACUGGUAAAGAGAUAUACGAAUCGUGCGGUGAAGAGUAUGCCGAUGUUACAGCAAAACAGAUCAUUCAAACACGCACACAAGGAGUAGUGGAUGACUGGAGUAUGUUGGAGAAAAUGGGCAAAACUAUGUUCAACAGAAUUAACAACUUGAUGCAAACUAUUUUACUACUGGAAGAAAAAAUUGCUGAAAUUAGAGCCUGGUUGACUCAGAUUGAGAUCCAGUUAGCGAAGCCACUGGUGUUCGAAGGUUGUACUCAAGAAGUUAUAGACCGGAAGCUGCAAGAGCAUGAUAAACUGAAGAAGUCCAUAGAAAACAAGAGCGGUAACAUUAGCGAAGUAGUUAACCUGUGCACUAUAGUGUUAACUGAUCCAGAUAUAAACAAGGCUAAUUUCCCUGAAGAAAAUAUCAAUAAUGCUGUAGAGAACAUUGAAAAACGUUGGAAGAUUGUUUGCGGUCAGUCUGCUGAAAGGAAACGGAAAAUAAAUCUCAUCUGGAAACUGCUCCAAGAAGUUACUAAACUCAGUGAAAGAGACGAACGUUGGGUCUCCGAUAAAGAGAAAGCUUUAAAUAAUUUAGAUAAACCAACAAGUUCCUUAGGUAAAGACGAUAUCCAGAAACUCAUCUACGAAGUUGAGAACGAAAUUAAAGAUAUUGAAUCUCACGAACCCGCAUUCCAGAUCCUAAGCCAAACAUACUCCAAACUUAACACAGCGCCAGGUAUAGAGCCGAAGAAUAUUCAAGAGCUAACAUCCAGGACCAGAGUGAUCAUCGUAAGGUGGGAAAAUCUAUUGCCUAAAGCUAGAGGUAUCCUAAACCAACUGCAAACUGAGCUAGCACCGUUUAGAGAAUUUUCUGUAGCACACGAAGAUGCUAUAGUUGGUCUUACUAAACUAGACGCACAAGUAACAGAGUUGCAACACUUGCUUCCUGAAAAAGUAUCGCCUCAAGAAAGGUUGAAGAAACUUGUCGAGAUUGAAAAACAACUGACUCAACAGACACCCAAUUUGGAAAAUGCUGACAAACUUGGGUUGCAAAUAAUGAAGAAGAGUACGACAAAAGAGGUGGAGCUUAUUCAAGAGAUGAUCGACGAAUACCAGAUUCUGUGUAGGAACUUGCAUGAACGUAUUACUUACAUAAAGACUGAAAUAGAAACAAUAAUUAUAGAAAGUAGACCUCAAGAGGUAGAUGAAAGUGUUCAAGUUGAAACACUCAAGUUUGAACGUGAUUCUGCUGUACAAGUCAACACCUUACCACCACAAUUACAGAAGAUGACUUCUAUAAGCGCAAAAGAUGCAUACUUAGUAGAGCUAGAAGCUGCUUUAGAAGAAUGUAAAGCUAACUUAAGACAACUAGAGGAAAAUGUCAAUAAAGAGAUACCUAAACAAGGAUCUGCUGAACUGCCAACCAGUAGCAAGAAAAUCGCCAAGAUGUCGGCAAGUUGUUUAACCAGUACUGAAUUGGUCAAACAUCUUCAUGACCUUCUGAUCAACGAGUGCGAAGCUACUGAGAUUGAAGCAUAUUCUGAAGAGGUCAUCGAGCUUUUGGAACGGUUUAGGAUUUUGCUGGUCAGGGCUAAAGACAAGGAACAAAAACUACGAGAACUUAGAACUGCUGCCUGCGAUGCUUAUAACCUGUUAUGCACACACGAGGCCGGUCGCAUUCUAUGUCCACUCUGCACGAAACGCAACUGGGCCCAACUAGACAACGACCUCUGGAGACUAGAAAAAUGGUUACAAGUCGCCGAAGGUACCCAGAAAACUCAAAAGAACCCGCCGUCUAACAUAGAAUACCUCGAAGACGUGAUCCAAGACCACCGAGAGUUCCUUCUUGACCUGGACAGCCACAAGAGCAUCGUGAGGUCCUUGAACAUCGUAGGAACUCACUUGGCCGAUCACAGUGAAGAUACCAGCAAAGCUGAUGAGUUAAGGGUGAGGUUGGAGACUGAUAAUAGAAGAUGGGACGUGAUUUGCCAUCAUGCCACUGCGUGGCAAGUGCAACUGCAAAGAGCAUUAAUGAAUAACCAACAAUUCCACAGUAUCAUCUCAGAACUCUGUAUUUGGCUGGAGAAAAACGAGAAGAAGAUCCGUGCCUCAGAACCGGUGGAUCUGACAGCGCCACACGACAUCAUAGAAGCCAAAUACCAACGCUUCCUAGACCUUCGCGUGGAGCUAGAACGAUGCGAACCCAGAGUUCUUAGCCUCCAAGAAGCAGCCAACCAGCUGUUCAGAGAAGAAGCUCCAGAAGGUUCCAGCACCAUCUACAGGAGACUGACAGAGCUGCGUCUGAAACUCCAGUCAUUGAUCAAACUUACAGGGGUGUAUACUCUUAAGUUAGGCGCUGUAUUAGGAAGGGAUCCCAACGCGAUAGGUUACUCGGCUUCUGCUUCUACCUCUGGUUUACCGUUACAAUCCCUCAGCUAUGACCUUUUGGACCAUCCCAGUCAAGAUCGACCCGACGCCUCGUCAGCAGAUGCAGCCGCCUACAAUGGUUCCGAUGAUGAAUCCGAAAUAAACACUUCAGUCUUGCGACGAGGAUGCCGAUUCUUGGGUAGAGUUGUACGAGCAUCCGUACCCAUACAAGCAGUAAUGCUCUUGAUGCUGGGCGCUGCAUCUUUAGUUCCUUUCUCAGAAGAUGACUAUGCGUGUUCACUCGUAAACUCCAUAGCAAACAGCCUAACGCCCACCCUGAGGUACGACAAUGGUCCACCGCCGAUUUAGACGUGUAACACAGCUCGAAGUUAUCAAAAAUCAGUAGUUUUGGACUUCCUUUUUAAUGUCCUAAUGGUCUGUGAUAAAUUGGUUGAAAAGGUAGCGACGAAUUCGAGAAAACGUAACUGCUAAGGGAGAAUAAAACUACUGAUUGAAGCUGUGCGUUACGAAAUCCAUUCCAAUGAUUUAAUUGAAGAUUUUAACACACCAAUCACUCGUGUUUUAGAAUCUUUAAAACCGUUUUUUAUAUUUGUUUUAUAUUUGAACAUAUAUUUGUAAAUAUGUGACUUAUCUCUGAAACCGUCGAUUAAACACGAUUUUGACAAUUUUGUAAUAUUCUAUAAAUAAUUAGGAUUAGUUUUUUUGUAUCGUUAUCAAAAGGAACAUUUCACUAUAUAUCUGUAUAUUGGGGAAACUUGCACAAAAUGUGUGAACAGAAUUAAUAUAUUUUAUAUGUUGUUUUUUUUUUUAAUUUUAAUGUUGGUUGUGAAAAUUAAAGGUUGUAACUUAAAAGGAGUGGAACACUUUUGGUUACAUAUCUCUUAAUUUUAUUGUGAUGAUUGUCUUGAUGAGUCUGUGAGAACUUAGAAGAUCUCUCCACUUUUAAGUUUUUCGAAAAAUAUAGAAUACUCAGUGCAAUUCGUCUCUCCAAAUUGCACACAAACAAUAUUUUGGCUCAAUCAAGAUGGCGAAAAUGCCUUGAAAUUUGUUUUUAUUUAAUAAUUUUUAUUGCGCUUUUGCCUAAUUUAAUUUUUUGACUACAUGCUGUAAUUUUAUUAACUAAGGUAAACAUUGCUUUCAAUUGUAUUGAUGCUUUAAGAUGUGUUUAGAAAACCCGUAUAUUAAAAAAUAGGAUUGUUUUUGCUAUAAACAUUUAUAUAUUUAUUUGGCAUCUCAGUAUAAUAUAUCUACAAUGUUCAGUUAAAAAUAAAAUUUAAAAUAAUA